CUUAGCUCUAUGGGCGCAGAGUGGGAGCCGCUCUAUGUCGACAUCUCUAUGGUGGAUCCCAUGCUUCGGAUCCCGUUCGUUUGGAUGGCGGAUGUGCCGAUGGAGGACUGAGGGAGUCCGCUCUAUCGGUACUGAGAGCAGCAAAAGUUCUUCCUGUUUACAGCUUUCGACUGGAAAUGACUCAAGCGAGGCAGCAGCCUCGUACCGGUGAAUGGUGGCAGACUGAGAUCAGGCGGAGCGGAGUCCAGGUACAGAAUCUGCAUUAGAUUUCAUUUAAACUUGUGUUAAAUAUAUAUAUAAUAAUAACAACUCAUAAAUACAAACAUACACACCCCGAGCACCAGCCUUUAGACUGCAGUCCCUGUGCAUCCUUACCUAGGAGCAAGGUCCGCGGAACUCAGCGAGACUUGCUACUGAGUAAGAGCGCGAAGGGGUCAGUUGCUCGUGUGGUCAAGUGCCUGCUCUAAGACAUUUGCAAAUAAAUGUGUUAUCGGUUGUCAGAAGAAGGCAACGGCGUUAUUUAGCUAAAGAAAACAGGAGUCCGCCUCUUUCUUGUUCUCUCCUCAGAUCUCAAGUUAAAAGAGAUCUGCGGGAUUUUGGUAGCGCAACAGAGGUUUUUAAAAAAUCGCUCCUUUAUUUGGAUGGGUGAAGGAAAAGAAUCCAAGUUUGAAAUCUCAAGUUCUGUUUGUGGUAAAUGCUCCACAAUAGCGACAACGUCAGCCUGUUCGUGCUGAUGAGCUUUAAAGAUUUAUCAAGGGAACUGAAAACUCUGUGUAGCCAGAAGUUAAGAAUCUUUUAAGUCCCACUAAUUUCGGGAGAAUAUUAAAUAUAUCCCACGCUGCCCCAUUGAAAUAAAUGGAACUUAAGCAUCUUUUGUUUGGAUAAUCGUCCUCUAACAAGGCUGGUUUGGUUCUUCUCGCUGCCAGUUCCAUAGAUGCUUUACCCCACUGCAGGGUCUUUGUACCCAGAAAUAAGCUUUGCCCCCCCCCCCCCGAUCUUCAACUGCUGCCGCUCUGCAUGUUUUGGGGAACAAAACUCUGUAUGAGUUCAUGCCUGAAAUGCAUUGUAAGGAAUAGGUUUUAAAAGCUUUGACAUGCAUGUUCAGACAGCAUUACAACACCUCCCUCUUGUCAGUAGGAUAUGGUUUGAAGUAGCUCAAAACGGGUGGGGUGUGGGGUGGCCAAGAGCCCAUUUCCUUAUUUGUAAGUGGAUAGACAAGGAUAGGCAAGAAGGAAGCUUUGGAGCAGAUGGUAGAAUUCUGGAAGGGGUAGCAGAAGUGUAUGAUUUGUGUGGACCAGGCUUUAUCUUGGGGUGUAAAGGCUUAAUUCCUGUGAGCUGGCUUGGUGGCACAGGGUAAAAGUGUCCCUCUGCCCACCCCCACCCCCCCAAAAAAAGAUGGGAGAUCUUUUAGGGACAGUCUUCCAGCCAAGGGAAUAUAUGAUAUGGGCAGGGGUGAGCAUUUGUUUUUGGUCAAAGGCUACAUUAUAUCAAGAGUAAUCUGGCUCCUACAGAUUAGAAUUUCUGAUUCUAUGCAGGUUUGCUCAGAAUUAAGCCCUAUUGUGCUUGAGGAGGUUACCCUCAAGUAUACAGAGAAUUUUGUUUAAAAUAUGUACAAAAAAGCAGAGCAGCUACUAUUCUGGAAAUCAAGUAAAAAUAAUUCCAUGUUGUCUUUAGUGUGUUGCACAUACAAAUUAUUCAUUUAUGCAAAUAAUUAUGAAUCACCUUUCACUCCAGAAGGGGGCACCAAGGUAAUUUAAAAUUUGCAGAUGCCUACCAAUUUGUUUUCAGGCACCUAUUGGUUUGGAGGGAUAUUUCUCCCAAAGCCAUACAGCUAUGGAAAGAGUUUUUUUAAAUAUUUUAAUCAAAUAAAAUACUGUUAUUUCCAAUUGUUCUGAAGCUAUAUAGAAAGAGAGCGAAAGCACUGUUAAGUAUAAAAUUACAGGGGAAAUAGACGGACAAGUCUUUGAUGGGGUGGGAAGCAUGGGGCAGUUUUAGAUGGCAUCAGGGUCGCCUGCCUGUGAUUUAGGGUGUUCCAAAGCUUAUUUUGAAGAGCAGAUAUUUGCAGAUGUGUUUAUUCAGAUUGCUUACACACAUCCAGUGUUGAACCAAGCAGCAACUUCCUCUUUUAUUUGAAACAACUGAGAUUUUGAGAUUUUUCGAACUCAGAUGUUGACCUCCGUUUUAUGGAUUAUGUCAGUUAAACUUUCAGAUACUAUUGUGAAGAUUAAGUACUAACAUACUUAACAUAGUAGUUGACAGAGGAUUAGAAUGUAUUCAAAGUGAACAUUAUUAAAUGGAAAUCAGGCAUGGGUGUAAUCAAAAACAGACCCACAGGACACUGCUAGCAAGCUUUGAACUUGCAACUCCAAAAUAACACUACGCCUCCUCUCAAUGAGAUUUUCCAGAAAAAACCCCACUACUAUCAUUUUUAUAGCUUUAUACAAUCAGCUCAAGAUCAUGUAGCUUCCUCAAUUCUGUGACCGGUAAACAUCAGCACCAGUAUUUGCAUUGUAAUCUUUUAACUUCCCAUGACUCUGAUUUUUCUACUAAUUGAAUCAGCUAGUUUCUGGGGGAAGGGUUUCUUAUCAGUUAAAAACAUGCUGGACCUUCUCUGGAACAUGGAUUUCUAUUUCCAGUCUUCCACUUCUCCUGUAAAAACAAUACACUGACACCUAACCUCUCCUGAUAGUAUGUUAAAUCUUCCACACUGUUUUUCAGUCUUUGUCACACUUGAACAUUUACUACUUAGGCUACGAUCCUGUGCACUCUUGCCUAGGUGCCACUGAUCUUCGUGUGACCUACUUCUGUGUAAUCAUGCACAGCAUUGUUCGUCCAGAACUCCUGUGGUUUAAUUUUUGAAUGAAAAAUAAACCAGUGUAUUUUAAAGCCCUGCCAAUGGGGAACAAUCAUAUAAAUUGUUCAUUUAAAGCAGGCAUGGGGAAUCUCAGGCCUUCUAGUUGUUGCUGGACUUCCAGUUUACAUCAGCCCCAGGCAGCCUAGCCAAUGGUCGGGAUAAUGGGGUUUGUAAUCCAACUCCUUUUGGUGGACUACAGUUUCUCCACCCCCAAUUUAAAGCAUUUAGCCAAAGAAAUGUCAAAACAUAAAUCUUAGAUGCUUAUUGAAAGGUUAUCUAUGCUACAGUUAGGCAAUUUUAGACUCAGAGCUUAAUAAACUUAAGGGAGGUCCUGUCUUCCUGAAGAAAUAAUAUUUUGAGGAAAUGUAGUGAUGAUCACUUGCAGUAAUUUAACUUAUUUCACUUUCUUUAAGGUUAUAAUAAUUUACUGCAUUUGGUAGAAGAUCGUUCUCCAGAUAUGGAAGAAGAUACUAGUCCUCUUCUGGUCCCUGUUGGAGGUGAUGAAAAUGACAUUGGAGCCCUCAAUAUUCAGUUUAACCCAGAAGACUUUAAAUACAAAAGGUGAGAGGAAAUAAAUACUUAAGAUCUCUUUUACUGCUGUUCACUAGUAUUUUUGGUCUGGCUUCAUAUUUUCUUCAUUUUGAUGCUACUUCCUGCAAUUUGUCCUCCAGCUCAGUAACCUCUUAACUUGAGUGUUACUUGUAGAAUGGCUAUAACAGUUGUGUUGCAUCAGGGUAUCUGCUGGAUUUAGGUAAAAUGUAUUAUGAUUUGAACUGAAUAGGUGUCUUGCUGCUGUCCUCUGUAAUCUGAAUGAGUUCCUGAGUUUCCCACAUGCCGUAGCAGUAGCAUUGAUUGGGAAAAAGUCGAAAGGCAUGUUUGAGUAUUUGCCUGACGACACAAAUGCUAAACUUGUCCAUAGAGACGGGGGCAAGCUCCAUCUCCCAUUACGAUAAUCUUUACUGUCUCUGUCCCAUAUAGAACAAUGAAACUGAAAAAAAUCUACACCAGACAUUCAAAAAACAACAAGCCUGAUAUCCCAGCUAUCCCAGCCUGGUUAGCCCCCUAAAAACUCUGAUACCCCAUAAUUAAAUACAAUAUACUGCCACAAAGACUACCUUACACUGUGUUUAAAACCAAAAUCACAUUUGGAUAGAAACGGCUAGUACUAGUCUUUAUAACCCUGUACCUUCUUCCAGAAGGCAGAAGCUGAAAAAGAUCAUUUUCCUGGUAUAUGUUUCCUGAUUGCUCAGUCCGGCAGGAGUACUUUGAGCAAGAGAGGUCUGCAGGGUUUUGUUUUUUACUCUCAUUCACCUGAACAUGAGUAAAACCCUUUGUGUUAUCAGUGAUCCUGACAAAGCAGGCUCCCCUGAUCUACUCACAUUCAAGCAAAACUCCCCCAUGGACCUUUAUUGCUCAACACAGACAAGGUCAGGGGAUGGGGCUUGCAUGCGUUCCCUCACCCCUUACACAAAUUCAGGCAAACACGCCUAAAGCUUAGGAGCAUUGAACAUGCCUUUAAGUUAAGUGGCAUUGUGUUCUGUUCCAAUCACAGCUUGCAGAUGCAAUUUGCAAAGCGCAAUAUCAAGGCUUGUUGACCCUUCACAGGGUCAAGCUCCACAAAGAAGACUUUGCAAUCAGCUGUGAUUUGGGGUGGCUUGAUGCAAAGAGAAGGCAGUGCUCCUGCACUUUCAAUUGUUGUGUAGAAGAGGGAAUUUAGGCGGGUGUAGCUUGUCACAAGACCUGAUAAAUUAUGUGUGUGAAUCAGCUCUAAAAAGCAGUAGAGGUGGGGAAUAUAAUUUUGCAGUAAUAAUUAGUUAGCAGUGUGUUUUUGGAAAGUUUGGAAGCUUGUGGCCCACCAGUUUAUACUUUUUUGAGAAUACUUGUUCUUGUAGCCUUAGAUUGAUGUGUGCUUGGGGGAUAAUUUGCUAUAUGUUAAAAGAGCAUACAGUCGGGUAAUAGAAGUCUGCAUGCGAGCCACUUAGUGCUGUCUCAGUUUGGGAGGUCUUCAAGGUAAUGUUUAAUCCAUAUUGUUCAAAUGUUGAUUCUGUUCCCUUGGUUUCCUUAGGUAGAAGCUGCUCGAGUAUAUGUAAAUUGCCGUUUUGGGGGACAGUUUCAUUGGUAUUUAGUUAGCUGGCGUGACACUGUUGUGGCUAAAAGAAAAAAAAGUGUGUGGUUUUUGUGGUUCUUUCCUUCCAUAAUUGAUCAGUAUCUUUGUGCUUAUGAUGUGGUUCCAUGCAACAAAUUAUACAGAGCAAGUGAGAUUGUAUCUUUUCAAAUAGGCCAAUUGAUUUCUAAACAUAUGAGUCAACUCUUGUACUCUUUGUGUCUUUUAAAAAAUUAUUAUGAUUUUGAAUUUGAUUUGUAAGCGAUGUUGAGGUUUUCAGUCAGUGUUGCUAUUUUUUAGGCAGGCUUCAAGCCUAGCCACCUCCCUGUAAUUUUUCUGUAUGGAGGAAAUCUUUUCAUACAGAGCCUGUGAAAGCUUAGGCCUUAGUAAAUUUGUUAGGUGCUACAGAACUCUGUUAUAUUUGUAUGAAGGGAAUAGUCAGCCAUGUGAACCCCAUCUGCAUUCCCUCUAUAUAAGCAGGUGGCUGAGAGUCCACCUGGAUCCAGCAUUGCUGCUGGAGGUGUAAGUGACCUCUGCAGCUAAGAGUGUCUUUUACUAGCUUUUACACUUGAGAGCCAGUGUGGUGUAGUGGUUAAGAGCAGUAGACUCGUAAUCUGGGGAACCGGGUUCAUGUCCCCGCUCCUCCACAUGCAGCUGCUGGGUGAGCUUGGGCCAGUCACACUUCUUGAAGUCUCUCAGCCCCACUCACCUCACAGAGUGUUUGUUGUGGGGGAGGAAGGGAAAGGAGAAUGUUAGCCACUUUGAGACUCCUUCGGGUAGUGAUAAAGCGGGAUAUCAAAUCCAAACUCCUCUUCUUCUUCUUUAGCUGGUACACCAGCUGUAGUCAUUCCAGGCCAUGGAUAGUCUGGCUAUAAUGACUCAUGCAUUGGAUUACUGCAAUGUGCUGUAUGAGGGGCUGCCCUCAAAGCUGCUUUGGAAGUUGCAGCUAGUACAGAAUGUGGCAGCUAGAUUGCUGAGCAGGAGAGAAUUUGCAGUAGGAGAGUGUUUCAUGAUCAUACAACAUCAAUUUUGAUGGGACUGCUCUGGCUGCCUGUGUGCUGGCAAGCAAAAUUUAAGGUGUUUUGUUAACCUAAAAGGCUCCAUUCAGCUUUAAGCAACUACUCUCCCAAACAGACCUGCUCACAAAUUGAGAUCUUCAGCAGAGGCCCUCCUAGUGGUACAGCAGCCAGCUAAGGUUCAUUAUGGCAUCAGCUUGAGCUUUCUUUGUGAUGACACCUAAAUUGUGCUUCCAGUAGUAAAGGCAGUGUACUGGGGGACAUGAGCAAGAAAAUGCUACUUUACUCAUGUCUGACUCAUAGGCUUUUGAUAAGCAUCUGGUUGGACAUUGUGGGAACCAAAUGCUGGACUGUUUUGUUCUAUUAUCAACCUCUAAUGUUAGUCUUAAGUUGAUUAUGGCUUUAAAGACUAUUACGUUUUUUAUUUCUCUUCCAGGCCAUUCCAUAUAGAACCUACAAAUAUUGUUACUGUGAAUGAUGAUACGCAGAGAAUUACAGAUGAAGCUUCAGCAAUGAAUAAGCGGAUUCAUUACUACAGCAGGCUCGCGUCGCCCUCAGAUAGAGCACUGGUAAGCAAAAGACAAGUUAUUGCAAAACUCCCAGGUGUGGGAGCGCCAAACAAACUAUGAGGUGUAACCAAGGUUUGCUCGUCUUACCACUCGUGGCUUGUUUGGCCAAGACAAACCCCAAGUUCAGGUUCACAUAAAACACUAAGCUGGAGUAAGUCCCAGUACUUAGUCCCCAGUUGUGCAGCAGAAUGGGGAGAGAAGCGAAGAGGCAGCAGCUUUUGUAACUGUACAUCAGCCCACUUACUCAUUCACACUUAACCAUGGUUUGGCUUAUCACUGGGCUGAUUAACACCAUCCAUUCAAAGCACAUGGUGUCCUCCCCCAAAAAUAAUUAUGGGGACUGUAGUUCAAGACUGCUGUGAAUUGUAGUUCUGUGAGGGGGUAAACUACAGUACCCAAGCUGCUUUAGGAGAAACCAUGUACCUUAAUUGUAUAAUAUGGGAAUGAGUCAAUUGUCUCAUUAAAUUUUAUAGCUUGGGCUACCAUAUUACACUCGCUCACCUAGGAGUAAGCUCCAUUUAAUUCAUUUGGAUUUUACUUUUAGGAUUGUAAGUGUUGGACAGCAGACAUGGGCACUUAACAUUUCUCUUUUUUUCUUUAUUUUACUUUUGCCACGUUUUCCCCCCUUUCAGUUUUUAAAAGCUCCCCUCCCACACAACAUACAAGCUCAAAUAUUAAAUAACAUUUGCACUGUUGCAUUUCAAGUAAGCUCUGUUGAACUCAAUGGGCAGAACUUGCUUAAUACUGGGAUUGGAGUGCCUUCUUGAAUUCUUCUGCAAAUGCAGGAGUACUGUAUUGCAGCACCAGAGACUUACACUGUCACUAAGGCCUUGUGUUCUCAUCUUUUGUUAGGUGGCUCCUGAUCACGUACUUCCUGCUCCAGAAGAAAUCUACGUGUAUAGUCCAUUAGGAACGGCUUACAAAAUAGAUGGCUGUACGGAUGGUUACGGCAAAAACUCAAGCAUAGUAACUAUGUAUGUGAAAUGCUUUCCAAGCAUGGUAGAUAUGAAGUACAUUAUCUGUCACAAAUUCAUAAUACGUAGAAAAAGCUUCCGCAAUCAGUUUUAGUUUCUCAUAUUUUUACGUGUGCAUGUUUUCUCCCCUCAGAUUUAUGAUCUGGAAUACAAUGAUGGGUACAUCUAUAUUAAGUAUUCCCUGGGGAAUAAAACAGGUAAGGCAACCUUCAGGUGUGUCAAGGUCAAUCUUAAUGCAGCAAUGUGUGGGUGUAAUUUAAUUUGCAUCAAUGUCACAAUAUGCUAAUGCUUUUUUUUUCAUUUUAAAAAACAGGCUGGAUUUACCUCUGGAAUCGUUAUUAUUUUGUUAAUGGGAGUAUUGACACUUUACUGUUGCUACAGAGUUGUGAAAUCAAGGACAAUGAUACGUAAGUAUGAGUUUCAGUAGUAUUUAUUUGUGUGAUUGUGGUGUUCUGCUACAGGGACUUAUUUCCACAUUGACUUUUGCAGUGUAGGCAGUGGGACAUGUUCUAUAGAGCAUGCUCAGUUCUCAUGAUGCACCGAUACUAGACCUAUUUUGCCUAGGUGUGUAUACCUGAAACUGUGCAUUAAAGCACCCAAUUCCAUUGUGGCUAUACACAGCCAGAGAAGACUGAUCACUGCUUCUAGUGCUCUUUCAAUAAGGGAAACAUUCCUGAUAUCCUGGAGUAGCUCUUAAACAGGCUUGGCAUUGGCAUAUGACCCUCUUGGACAGCUGCUGGCUUCUCAGCAGGGCCCACCAUCAAUUCACUAGAACCUGCCCUUGGUAUCCUCUCUGGGAGCCACCAUCUUAAUAUAUUGCUGCGCCCAGGAGUUGAAGACAUUGUAGUUCUACAAUACUCAUACUUACGGGACCGCCUCUCCUGGUAUGUCCUGCAGAGGACCCUAAGGUCCAUGAAUAAUAAUAGCUUAAAGGUCACGGGCCCUAACGAAGCCAGGCUAGCCUCCACCAGGGCCAGGGCUUUUUCAGUGAUGGCUCCGACGUGGUGGAAUGCUCUGUCCCACGAGACUAGGGCCCUGCAGGACUUGAUCUCCUUCCGCUGGGCCUGUAAGACAGAGCUAUUCUGCCUGGCCUUCAAUUUGAAUUAGCCUGAUCCUCUAUUCCCCUUUCUCUUUCCAAGUCUAUGCCCCUUCUGGGACACCACAUUUAAAUUCUUCCCUGGUCUCCUUGCUGGCCCUAGUAGGAUCACCAGUUAGCCCUGGUGAUCAUUUGAUGUCUACUGACUGGUGUCCCCCCCCGCCAAUGACCCCUGAAGUUUUGAAUUUUAUUGAUAUUGAUGCUGCAUUUUUUGUUGUAUUUUAUGCUGUUUUAUGUUGUUUUUAAGUUGCAUUCUAAUCAAUAUUUUAUAUUUGCUGUUAGCCGCCCUGAGCCAAGUUUUUAAACCAAGAAGGGCGGGGUAUUAAAAAAAAAAAUUUAUUUAUAAAAUAGUGACCCUAAGCUGCUCCUGCCUGUUGUAGGAUGGGUUCCAUCAGACAGAGAUUACUGAGAACUCCUUUUCAUCAGGAGCAGUUCAAGCUGAAUCUGCAAGCAAGCUAUUAACCUUUUGCUAUAAAUGGCAAUGAAUAAGGGCUACUGUACAUGAGUAGGCUGUGUGUCAGGGACGUAGGAGUCUAAUGCAACAGUGAGGUACCUUUGGCGCUACAGUGGUACCUCAGGUUACAUACGCUUCAGGUUACAGACUCUGCUAACCCAGAAAUAGUACCUCGGGUUAAGAACUUUGCUUCAGGAUGAGAACAGAAAUCGUGCUCCGGAGGCGUGGCGGCAGCGGGAGGCCCCAUUAGCUAAAGUGGUGCUUCAGGUUAAGAACAGUUUCAGCUUAAAAACAGAGCUCUGGAACGAAUUAAGUACUUAACCCGAGGUACCACUGUAUAGUUGUUACUGGGCUCCAAUUCCCAUCAACACCAGCCAGCAUUGUCAAUGGCUAGGGUUGAUGGGAAUUGUAGUCCAGCAAUGUUUGGAAGCCCACAGGUUCCCCAAUUGUGGUUUCGUAGAUCUACGCAGAGUCACAUUUCCUGUAACACUGGCCAAAGGUUUUUGGUUUCCCUUUUCUGUCACAUACUGCAGUGACAGGAAAAGCCACAACUGAUCUCACUGUUGUAUCUGGCCCCCAUAUUACUGUUAGUUCCUUACUGUUACUUUUUAAAGGUAUCGCCUCCCUCUUGUGCGUGGGUGCACCGUUUUUACUACGAAAGGAUCCCCAAUCAGAGAAUUAGGGUUGUAUCCAUGAGUAACUUAGGUCCAUUAAUUCCAGUACUAUGCCUGCUCAUCAGUUGGAUACACUCAUCGAGUUUGCUAUUGAUACAUAGCUUUAACUUAAUGCAAUGAUUACUAGGUCUCUGGCGCUUAAUAAUUAUUAACUUAGCAGAAAUCUGACUUCAUGUUUUUCUGUGCCAUUCCUGCAACCUUCACUUGGCAAUCCUACGCACAGCCCACCCAAUAUCUUAAAAUUUAUAAAGCCCAUCUAUACACAAGGUUCAGUUCAGUGCUGUGCCUUUUCUGGGGCCUUUUCCAGGCAAAAUUUUCCCACCAGAGGAACCAAUUAAGAACAAUAAACAUCUAGUCUGGCAUCUAUUCUCACCAUGGGCAAACAGAUGCUUGUGGGAAGCCUGCAAACUGACCAUGAGCACAACAGUGCACUGCCCACCUGCGAUUUCCAGCAGCUGGUACUUGGAGGGACAUUACUCAUCUCCCUUGUUUUGAGAAGGCAAGUGAAAACAUGCCUUCUAAUACGUUAGCAACCCUUCUUCUGUUUGCUGCUUGGUGGUUGCUUUAAAUGCUAUAAUUGUAUUUUAGCUAUUUUUGUUGCUGUUUUAAAAACGUAAGCUACCUUUAUUUUUGCAAAUAACUUUAAAAGCAAUAGGCUUUUAUUUCACUUUGUUAGGAUGUUCAGCAUCAGUUGUUGAGAAUCUGUGGUAUCUUAAUGUUUAGGAAUCUUCAGAAUGCAAAGUAUGUGUAAGCAGUAAUGAUUAGAUUAUUGAACUUUAGUAUUAACUCUGUGCUUAUGUGUCCCCCCAGCUUUAAUAGAUACCUCAACUUGGGAAUUCCCAGAUGUUUGCAAGUAUUACUUUGGAUCAUUCGGUCAAUGGUCUAGCCUUUUGUUUUCGUUGGUAUCCCUUAUUGGAGCCAUGGUGGUUUACUGGGUCCUCAUGUCCAAUUUCCUUUACAACACAGGGAAAUUUAUUUAUAGUAAGUGUGAACUUUUCUUUUAAUUCCUUGCAGCUGGGCUUGGUUUUUCCUACCUGGCAAAUAAGACGUAAUAGUUCAUAGCAGAACUCAUGGCUGCAUCUGUUAAAAGCCGUUUUGGUCUAUGUUUCAGUGUGUGUAAUUAUGUGAGUGUUUAUUGCAAGCCACUUUGGACACCGUCUGCUGUAGAAAAGUGGCAUAUACAUAAAAUAACUUGCAGUGCAAUCCUGCACAUGUCUUCUCAGGAGGAAGACGACUUAUAAGUUUUCUUAUUAUUAUUUUUUGUACUGGCCUUGCUUGCACGUCGCUUUGAACAACAGCUGCCACAUUGCCAGGUGCUUGCUAUGAUUUGGCUUAGCAUUGUGUCUGAAACCAGACUUGUGCUUUGUUUCUCUCCAAACAAAGCAUGAGUGGGCCAAGAACAUAAUCUGGUUGUAGCUCAUGGUUUGUCUGAAGAGAGACAAACCAUGAGCCCAGGUUUGGAUGUAACGCUAAGCCAAGCCAUGCUUUACCUUGAAGUAGCAUGGCAUCAUGACAAAUGAAGCAGCUGCGAUUGUUUUCCUGUGCCCCAGAAUACUGUGCAUUCCCCUUUAAAUCAUAGUUAAGGUUAACUGUGGUUUAAAACGACGUGCAAACCAAACCAUUGUUGUUGAUUUUUAUAAUCAUCCUGAGAAUAUGCUCAAAGGGCACUAUAAAAAUACUCUAAAUAAAUUUGCCCCUUAGAAAACCUGCUUAUAAAACUCAAAUAUCACACUGAAUAGACCAUUACAGUGUGCGUACUAAGAUCUCUGUGAGAAAACAAACUUUUCUCUGUAUAAACAAAUGGGCAAUAUUUGAAAUAAAUUGUUAUAGUAGUGCUCUUUAUUAAGGAUGCUGAUUCCUAGAAAGCUCUUCAGCAUUGAACAUUGUGGUGCCCUGGAACUAAUUUAAAUGUUAUGAAAGCAUGCAGGUCCUUAUAUUUUUUGGCCAUCUUUUGAGAUCUAGGCAUCAUUCUCGGGUGACCUUCCCCCACCUUGUGCUCUCCAGAUGUUUUGGGUUACAGACUGACUUGGGUUACAGUCCAAAACAUCUGAAGGGCAGCAGUUUGGGGAGGCUGUUCAAUGUUAACAUUUUAAUUUAAAUAUAUCUUACAUAUAUGCUUUUAUAUACAUCUUAAAUAUGUUUCCAUACUAUCUCAGAUGCAUCAUAGGAGUAUAUUUUGGAAGGCUGUUUAAAUGGGUUUGGUGUUUGCACUAAUCCUAAACAUGUAAGCAAAUCUUAAUUUGGCUUUUAGUAAAUCUGAGUAGGCAUAAUUGGCCUAUGUUUUAAAGUGGGCCACAGUCUUUCUUCAUUGUGGUAACAGCAGGUGUUUUAAGCUAUUUAUCCAGCAGAUGGCAAUGUAGUUCACUAAAAAAAAUUAGAGCAGGCUAAGUUGCAGAAUCACAGGGUUUUUCUUAAAAAAUCCUCCUUGGACUCUUGUAAGUAUCUUUAAAUAGAUUACAGUGGUGCCUCGCAAGACGAAAAGAAUCCGUUCCGCGAGUCUCUUCGUCUUGCGGGUUUUUUCGUCUUGCGAAGCAAGCCCAUUAGAGGUUUAGCGGCUUAACGCUACAGUAUUAGCGGCUUAGCCGGCUUAAAGAUCAGCUGAUAAGCGGCUUAACGAUCAGCUGAUAAGCGGCUUAACGAUCAGCUGAUAAGCGGCUUAGCAUCAGCUGUUAAGCGGCUUAAAGAUCAGCUGAUAAGCGGCUUAGCCAUCAGCUGAUAAGCGGUUUAGCGGCUUGGGAAAAAGGGGGGGAAAGGAAAAAAAACCCCGCAGGAACUCGCAAGACAUUUUCGUCUUGCGAAGCAAGCACAUAGGAAAUUCGUUUUGCGAAGCACCUCCAAAACGGAAAACCCUUUCGUCUAGCGGGUUUUCCGUCUUAUGAGGCAUUCGUCUUGCGGGGCACCACUGUACGCUGUUGUUGUUUUUUAAAAGUUCUUGCUGCCUAAUGAUCGCAGGGAUAUAUUCGACAAAGUAAUGACAAAAACACAAAAGAGUUUGGAACAGGCUUGCAAGUGAGCAGAGGUCUAGACAUAACCAGAGCCAGCAUUGCAGCGAGAUCAGGCUGCUGUCCAGGGCCACUGAUCUAGUGCAAACCUGAUAGAAAUUCCUUACUGCUUUCCUGAAACUUGGGAGACAAGCAAGGAAGGAUGAAUUGAGGGUAAUGGAACUGAAGCAAAUGACAUAUUCUUACGGGGGAAAGAGGCUCAUUGCCUGGACACAAUUUUACUCUGCAAAAUUUCUGGAUCUGGUAUUUUCAGAGUUCUUGUAAGCAUUACCGUAUUUUUCGCUCCAUUGGACGCACCGGACCAUAGGACGCACCGGAUCAUAGGAGGGGGAGAACAGGGAAAAAGAUUUUUUUUCUUAUUCUCCCCCUCCAAAACAAGGUGCGUUCAAGGUACAUUCACCAGAGCUUGUGGGGCUGGCGGUGGGGGGAAGCGCUGCUUUCCCCCACCGCCAGCCUCAAAGAUCCCUGAAGCCUUUGGAGCGCAGCGCCCCGCUGCCCUGCACAGGUUUGCGCGCAGCCGUCCCCAAGCUAGAGCAGUGAAACGGAGCCCUCCGUCUCGCUGUUCUGGCUUGGGAACAGCCUUGCUAGCUUCUGCAGGACAGCGGGGUGAAGGCACCCCGCUGCCCUGCAGAGGUUUGCGCGCAGCCGUCCCCAAGCUAGAGCAGCGAGACGGAGCCCUCCGUCUCGCUGUUCUGGCUUGGGAACAGCUGCUAGCUUCUGCAGGACAGCGGGGUGAAGGCACUCCGCUGCCCUGCAGAGGUUUGCGCACAGCCCUCCCCAAGCUAGAGCAGCGAGAUGGAGCCCUCCGUCUCGCUGUUCUGGCUUGGGAACAGCCUUGCUAGCUUCUGCAGGACAGCGGGGUGAAGGCACCCCGCUGCCCUGGAGAGGCUGUGCGCGCAGCCGUCCCCAAGCUAGAGCAGCGAGACGGAGCCCUCCGUCUCGCUGUUCUGGCUUGGGAACAGCCUUGCUAGCUUCUGCAGGACAGCGGGGUGAAGGCACCGUCUCGCUGCUCUAGCUUGGGGAGGGCUGCGCGCAAACCUCUGCAGGGCAGCGGGGUGCCUUCACCCCGCUGUCCUGCAGAAGCUAGCAAGGCUGUUCCCAAGCCAGAACAGCGAGACGGAGCGCUCCGCAGUGCUCCGUCUUCCUGUUCUGGCUUUGGGCUUAGCGGCGCAGCCUGCAUUCGCUCUAUAGGAAGCACACACAUUUCCCCUUAGUUUUUGGAGGGGGAAAUGUGCGUCCUAUAGAACGAAAAAUACGGUAAUUCUUUGGUUAGUUUAUAAUUUAAAAGUUGUAUUUGAUGUGAGACUUUAAUGUGGUAUUACAGUAUAAGGUUAAGGGAGAAGAGGUGGGGAGAGAGAAGGAGGGGUAGUAAACUUGCUACCGUAUUUUUCGCUCUAUAGGAUGCACCCAACCAUAAGACGCACCUAGUUUUAGAAGGGGAGAACAAGAAAAAAAAAAUUCCCUCCCUCUCUGCGCAGCGCCCCUUCAGCGAAGCGAAGCCAGGAGAACAAGAGGGAUCGGCGUGCACCCAUCCCUCUUGCUCUCCUGGCUUCAUUGAAAGUGACGCGAAGCCUCCGGAGUGCAGCGGGAGCUCCCGCUGCGCUCCGGAGGCUUCAGGCAGCUAUCCCUGAAGCCAGGAGAGCAAGGGGGUCGGUGUGCUGCGCUCCGGAGGCUUCGCGUUGCUUUCACUGAAGCCAUGGAGCCUGCAUUUGCUCCAUUAAGAUGCACACACAUUUCCCCUUAAUUUUUGGAGGGGGGAAAGUGUGUCUUAUAGAGCGAAAAAUAUGGUAGUUUCCAUUGGCAUUGAGAGAGGUUGGGGAGGCCAGGGCAUGGUUGGUUGCCUUCAGUGGACUGCAGUGAGUUUUGUUUGCUUUUCAUCACUCCACCCCACUGGCUUGCAAUCCCAGGUCUAACCUGGGUGCCCUUUUUCCUGACCUGGAAGCUACCUCUCCCAAUUAUUUCAUUGUGCUUACACAGAAGCAAGGGGGAAUUGCUGUGCAUGUGAACCUCUCACUUCAUAUACCCAAGGGCAUUGUAAACAAGGUCCAGUGGUGGUGGUGAACAUUGGCACAAAUUCAGUGCUGUAGAUCCAGAUGUUGUUGAAUUGAUUGGGCUUGGUGGGAGUUGGGAGCUUAACAACAUCUGGAGGAGUAGAACAGAACUGUGGGAAGGUUGUUUUUUGUUGUUAAAACCUAAAAUGACACUGCAGCUUCAGAAAUAGUAGUCUCUGUAUGUUGCUUUCAGCAUGCAUCCUGUUUGUUCCAAAAUACACCUCGGAAGAAACUAGCUGCAGGACUGAGAUGUUCCUAAGUUGUUUGUCUUCCUUUCCCUCUUUAGAUUAUGCUCAUCAUAUUAAUGUAACGGAUAUUGUUCCUGGUACAAAUGGGAGCACUAAAGGUAAGUUUCCAACCCCCCUCCCCUAAUUCUCUCUCUCUCUUUCAAUAAAUAGUAUUUACACUGAGAUUCAAAGCAUCUUUCAAUAUUUAAAAAACAUUAUUUUAGAAUAUAAAGUAAUGAAAGCAAACUGCUUAAAAGUGAUAGUUAAAAUACAAUAAAAUACUUUUAGAAUCAGAGGGAUGCAUCUCCAAGAGAUUUUAUGCAGUAGUUAGGUCUAUCCUGAAUGACUAACAUUAACCAAAAAUAAAAUUGGCUGAAUAUAGUAAAAUAUUGCAGAAGUUUCUUUCCCAGACUUAUUUAAAAACCACAUUAAUAACAAUCCUGAUUGCAAAUAGUAACUUCCAAAAACAUAAUUUAUAGGGUUCUGUGUUCGCGUCAAAACCUGUGUGAAAAAUAAUAAUCAAUUUGUCACUCCCUUCCCUCUCAAUCCAGAAAAGAGUUUCAUGUGAAAUACAGCAGUACUGUCAACUUUCUCUCAAAACAGCAACUAUUAUGCAGGCAAUGGAGAGUAAACAGACUUGCAAAAAUAACGCUGAUGACUCGGUCGUGUCCACUGGCUUUUCUGAAACAUGACCAACUGCUUUGUGCUUAAGGGCAUUGUAACCGGCUUGGCAUGCAGCCAGUGUGGGAUGAAAAGAUUUGCUCUAGGAAAAUUCCACAGAAUACUUAGUUAGACCAUGCUCUGCACAUAAAUCACAGCUGUUUACUAAUGGCAGCUGCUUGCCUCAGACCCCAGAAAUGGUAAUCUUGUACUUCACAGAUCACUGACUAAGGUCACAUGACAAUAGCAAGUUAGAGUGCUUUAACCUGAAUCUGAAUCAAUCACAUCUAAAGUGGGUGGGGACAGAUUGAAUGAGUAAAAGGAAUGUGCAGGUGAGCCGUACUGAAAUCCCUCCUUGCUGUUUACCUCUCUAUUGUUGGCACCCUUCUGUUUAAAGAGAGGGGUGUGCCUCUGGGGGAGAAGUCAAACCUCUGCAUUAGCAGCAAGGAUGUGACCUCCCUGGGCAUAGCCUCACAUAAAACACAACCUGUUCAGGGUAUCUGUUGGGCCAGCAUCUUAAUUUAAAAAAGGCCCUUAAACUGUGUGUUGGCUGCUUUGUUUGGCAUGUUCUCAUGUCAGCAAUACAUAGUCCAGGAAGAAAUUACACUGACAUGUGAACGCUGUAUACCAAUAGUUGCCAACUUUUUUGGGUCCAGGGGCACACGUGGAAUUUUGAGACUGGCUGAUGUCAGGGGUGUAGCUUAAUGCAGUGGCAUGUGGUCAGUGGACUAGGGGGACCAGGCUAUUUCCCUAAAUGUUCCUGGUAAAUUAGAGCAGGGGUCAGCAAGCUCUUUCAGCAGGGGGCUGGUCCACUGUCCCUCAGACCUUGUGGGGGGCUGGACUAUAUUUUGAAAUAAAAAUAAAAAUGAACAAAUUCCUAUGCCCCACAAAUCACCCAGAGAUGCAUUUUAAAUAAAAGGGCACAUUCUGCUCAUGUAAAAACACCAGGCAGGCCCCACAAAUAACCCAGAGAUGCAUUUUAAAUAAAAGGGUGCAUUCUACUUGUGAAAACACGCUGCUUCCCGGACUGUCUGCGGGCUGGAUUUAGAAGGCGUUGGGCCGGAUCCGGCCCCCGGGCCUUAGUUUGCCUACCCAUGAAUCAGAGUAUUAAAGCCUCGUUCUCAAAGCCCAGGUGGCAUCUGGCUGGCUUAGGGAGGCAGAUGCGAUGCUCACGUGCUCAACUUUGGAAUGUCGCAAUGUCACACGUGUGAUGUCGCCCCACCCCCAUUGCCAUCUCAAGUUGGCACCUCUGGCCCUAACUGUUCCCUUAUGAAAAAAUUCACCGCAUGCCACUGGUAUAAUGCAAAAUGGCUGGCCCCUGCAGAAGGGCAGACUUUCUUAAGAGAAGCAAAUUCCUUAGAUAUUCCUUACGUUGUUUUCUGCAAAGUGCUGAGGCUUGUGGGUGAGUGUGAAGAGACAACAUACAGGUAUUCCGCAGCCAAAACAGCCAGCUGUUUCCGUAAAUCACAAAUGUGGAAUCUGACUCUCUAAAUCCUGUUGGACUCAAGUUCCCAUCAGCCCCAGGUAGCAUAACCAGUGGUCUGGGAUGAUGGGAACUGCAGUCCCAAGAUCUGGGACUUAAAUGGAGAACCCAAGUGGGUUGCACUGUUUAUCCCUAAGUCACACCACAGUAGGCAUCUUACUCAUUUUGAUGUUUAGGCUCUGAUUUCCCCUGCUUGUUAUGCUUUCCUUGAAGUAAACAACUGCUUGUUUCCCUUUUGGUUCUACAGUAAUCUGCCCAGGUGAUGCAGGCAAGGAAGUACCAGGAAACAGAAGCUGGACGCUUUCUUCUACCAAUGAUUCAGGAUUUGAGGAAUUUGAACGGCUAUGGAGCAAAUCGAAAACGGUCCCUCUUUACCUGGGCAUCCUUGUUCUGCUAUUGAAUUUCAAGUCUCCCUCUUUCUUUGCCAAAUUCAACGUCUUAGGUAGGCAAUGAUUUGACUGGAGAAUGUACAGUCUGUGUUGGGGCAGAAUGCCUCACAGCUACCACAAGACCUGAAAUGUUUCCCUGUUGGAUAUCCACUGUUUUCACUUAAUCUGUUAGUCAAUAUUGCAUCAUUUUCCCUGGACUGAGGGUCAGGCUACACAUUACACAACAGAUCUAUGAUCAGAUCUCUCCCAAUGUCUUUUGUAAAGCUUAAAACAUGGGUGGGCAAUCAUUUUUCUGUUGAGGGCUGCUUUCUCUCAGGGAUUGCAUACUCAUGGUGGGCAAGACUGAAGCCAGCAGUGGGUGGAGCCAGUGCCAAAAGUAGACGGGGUCACUCUUUCUCUUCGACCUGCCGUGCUAAAUAGGCUGUUGGAAGAUGGGCACAUCGCUCUUCCAGUACCUUUUUAAUGCAAGAAGCUUGUGUUUAAAGGCAACCAGUUGUUUUUAUUUAUCCUUUGCUCUUCAGGAAAUUCAUUUCCCAGAACUUCAGGGUUUAUAAAUUUCAUUCAGGAAUUCUGUUAUUUUCUCUCCCUCUUUUCCCCACCCUUUUACAAAUUUCUUAGAUUUAGAGCAGCCAAUAAUAAUAAUAAUAAUAAUAAUAUAAUAAUAAUAAUAAUAAUAAUUUAUUAUUUAUACCCGCCCAUCUGGCUGGGCUUCCCCAGCCACUCUGGGCGGCUUCUAACAAAAUAUUAAAAUACAGUAAUGCAUCAAACAUUAAAAGCUUCCCUAAACAGGGCUGCCUUCAGAUGUCUUCUAAAAGUCUGGUAGCUGUUGUUCUCUUUGACAUCAAGUAAACUUGCAUUAACAUGAUUUUCUGACCCCCUCUCCAUGUGUUCUCUUGUUUGAACCUGGCUGAAUAAGAUGCAAAAUAAUUUUAUCUCGGUUGCAUUAAUCUCAAAGCUGAUUUGCAGAUGAAAAACAAAACACAGAAAAGGGCAAGUGAAGAGGGAAGGAUCGGAGGCAGGGGAGAUGUUUUGGGUUGGUCCAAGCUAGAGAUGGAAAAACAAGACUUUUGCUCCUACUUAAUUUAAAUGUAUCUGAGUGACAUGUGGUUUUCCUCCUUCCCUUAUUGCAGGUACCGUUUCAGUCAUCUACCUAGUUAUCCUCGUUACUGUGAAAGCUGCUCUCUUGGGAUUCCAUUUAGAAUUUGACUGGUUUAAAUCAACCACGUAUUUUGUACCAGGUAAACUUUUUUAUAUAUAUAAAACAGCCAUCAGUAUUGACUUUAAAACACUCCAUUUUAAUCAUUUGAUAAGAUGAAAGUGGUUUCAAAUGUAUUCUUCAGCCCCUGUAUAUAAUUCUUCUUGAAUUGGUUACCAGUACAGUGUAGGCUACUAUAUCACUAUUGGAAUUGAUUGCAAGAAGCGUAGAUUGAGUUGGAACAAUAGAGUGUAGGUGACCAUUUAUGCACUGGCCAUUUGCAAUUUAUAAGAGCCAUUAACCAAGGAGCAAAAUGCUCAAGCAUGCCAUGCAGUUUAAAUAAUUUAAAUGAGGCCUUUUAAAAAAAUGGGGAUUCUCUGGGUGUUGUCAGACUCCAACUCCCAACAUUCAGGCCCUUGGCCAUAGUGGCUGGAGCAGAUGGGAACUGGAGUGCAGCAGUAACUAGGGGACCACAGCUUUCCCAUCCCUGAUUAUAAUUUAUUGGUCCCAAUAUCAUUCUGUGAUGACUGAUCUCAAGAAUAACUGUAGUACUUAAGAAAAAGAAAUUACAUCAGUACCUAGUGCAAUUCUUGUUGCAUAAUCCUUACAACAAGCCUGUCUGGUGGGCUGGUAUGAUCACCCCCUAUUACAGGUGCAAUAAUUUUAGUGUAAGCAAUUGAGGUUUGACUAAAGCCACCAAGCAAGUUUCAUGACUGAACUGAUUUCCCCUCCCACCAUCAAGUGCUCUUUCAUUUAUGCUCUUAAGCACUUUGCUUGCACCAGCCCUGCAAACAUCAGGCCACCAGAACUUCCACACACACCAGGGCCCCAUCUGCUUUGUUCUCACACCUGCAUCCGUAUAUGGCUUUUCCUCUCCUUCAGCUUCUCAGUUCUGCCAAAGGAGGUGGAGGGGAGAGGGAUUGACUACGGUAUUUGAAUGGGUAGAGAAUUCCUUUCCUCAUUUGACACAGUCUCAAUUCAGGAAGGACAUCAGGUGGAACAAGGGCCUCUGUGAUCUGUGUGGGACCAACUAGCCCUAUUAACCUUCUUGCCCAUAGUGAUGCCUAGGAUGAUCAUUGUGGGGAGGAAGGAGAAGAGCUCCAUCCAAGACUUGGCAACACUUUCAGGGUCUCCCCCCUGCAGCUGAAUCUACUCAGAUGUGGGGAAAUGGUUGCAUAAGAAGCACACCCAGGUCUGACAAUUCCAGAGUGAUUUCAGCACUGCAUGAAGGUUGGGUUUUCUGGCCAGAGGCUGUGGGUGGGUUGACUUUUCCAGCUUGCUAGCACCUGGAGCUUGCAUUGGCACUAGUCAAAAUGCUCUUGAGGCCAUUAGCCUCUUUUUCUUCCUCCAAAAGCCUUGUAAUGAGGCAUCAGGGACCUUCACUAGGAGUCUCAUUCUGCUGCCAAAAAAAAGAGCUCUGAAGAACUUGCUUUCUUCAUGUGGUGUCUGAUUAGAAUUAGGUACUCUUUUCACCUGGGGAAUCGUUAAUGUCGUUAACAUUUAAUUAAUUCUUGCUAGAGGAAGUAGAAACACCCUUUCUGCCCACUCCCCAGUGAAUUUCAGAGGGGUACAGCCCCACCCUACCCUGGUAAUGCAUUUGAUUUAGAGAACAGUUCAGCUGUUCUCCAAGUCACAAUAGAUCAGUCAUCAUAAACCCAAGAGAACUUCUGGCGACUGUUUCCAACACAGCUUUCCUCCACAGAAGAACACGUGUGGAAAAUAUUGUACGGUGGUACCACUGGUUACAUACUUAAUUGGUUCCGGAGGUCCGUUCUUAACCUGAAACUGUUCCUAACCUGAGACACCACUUUAGUUAAUGGGGCCUCCUGCUGCUGCUGCACCGCUGGAGCACGAUUUCUGUUCUCAUCCUGAAGAAAAGUUCUUAACCCGAGGUACUAUUUCUGGGUUAGGUCUGUAACCUGAGGUACUACUGUAUAAGAAGUCCCUGUCCAUGUUCUAGUGAAUGGAACUAAUUCUAUUCCAACAUCGUCUUCCAUUGCAAAUGCCAUUGUCAUAAGUUUGUUUAUCUGCAAAACUUGCAUCCUGUACUUCUGUCAGAAAACCCCAGAACACCUGCUGCAAAUACAUACAUAAAGCAUAAUAAUAAUAAUAAAAUCACAUAUGUUGUCUUCUCACUACAGAGGCUAAUAUUGCCAUCUUAAAAGCCUGCACAAAAAGCAGGUCUUCAGGGAGCGCCAAAAGCUAUGCUGCGUAUGGUGCGCCAAAUCACAGUGGAGGGAAUGGCCAUAGCUCAGUGAGAGAGAGCAUCUGCUUUGAAUGCAGAAGGUCCCUGGUUGAGUCCAUGGCAUUUCCAGGUAGGGAUAGGACUGUCCUCUAUCUGAAACCCUGGAAAGCUGCUGCUAGUCAGUGUAGACCAGGCUUCCUCAACCUCGGCCCUCCAGAUGUUUUGAGACUACAAUUCCCAGCAUCCCUGACCACUGGUCCUGCUAGCUAGGGAUCAUGGGAGUUGUAGGCCAAAAACAUCUGGAGGGCCGAGGUUGAGGAAGCCUAGUGUAGACAUUACUAAGCUACAUGGACCAGUCAUCUGCCUUGGUUUGAGGAAGCUGGUGCCCUUCUAGUCUUCAGAGGAAGGGCAUACCACAACUGGGGUGAUCUUGAUAAGAAGGCUAUCUGAUCCUGAGAUUUCACUUAAGGAACUAAGGAACUUAAGGAACUACCAGCAGGAUAUCAAGUCAUGGGUUAGAUUAUGUGUUUGGUUGAGGGGGGUGCAUUUUUACAGAUUUGAGGGGUUCCCCCCCCCUUACAAUUAGCAGUAUAAAAAUUUUAUGAGGUAAAUAGCAGAGUUCCUCUAAGGAAGGGAAGAAAAGAGCUAUGUUAAAUUGAAAGGUAUUACAGGAAGAAAUGUUUUAAACGGGGCCACUCAGGGAAACCAGACUGUAGGUGCGGCUGGCUGUGAGCAAGGAGAGUUUCUUUCUCAUCUUAAGUGUGAGCCCCACACAAAACACCACAUGAAAUCUAGUCUCAAGAUAGAAAACUGUACCUAUCCACCAGCUAUCUCCUCCUCCUCCUACCUGUUUGUAGUCAUUCAUUAAUUUAUAUUUCUGUCCUGCUGUUCUACCAAGGAACCCGGGGUGGCAUAUAUGGUUCCCCCUCCCCGCCCCCAAUGCCUUUUUAUCCUCAAAACAAACCUGCAAGGUAGGUUAGUCUGAGAGAUGAUGACUGGCCCACGCUCGCCUGGUAGGCUUCAUGGCUGAGUGGGAAUUUGAAGUUGUUUCCUCUGGUCCUAUAAUCCAUUACUGUGCCCAAUCUAGUCCGUAUACUACGCUGGGUGUCUCAGCUGGCUUGCCCCAUAACAACAUUGGCAGGAAGUGGAUAGGAGAAAAGCCCUUUCCCCCCUCAAUCCACUCUGUGAUGGGACAGAAUACAUGAGGGAAAUAAUUCUCUUUUUCCCAGGUUGAUUUCUCUUAUCUCUCUCACACAUAUACAUCAUCAUCAUCAUCAUCAUCAUCAUUAUUAUUAUUAUUAAUUUAUUUCAGUGUUCUAAAGAGGGUAGAAAUUAGUAUAUGAACAUGUUCCACAAGUUAUUUUUCUGAAGUCCUCCCACUCAGUUUACUUGGAGAGCGAGCCAGGACAGAAGCAGACUGGCCCAACUCCCUGAAGGCCACGGGGCUGCAGCUGUUGAGGAGAGAGAGAAAGCACUGCAUGCCUUUCUUCUAUUAUGUAUAAACUUUAGCGCAGUUAAAAUACUAUUUAACAAAUGCUUUCUCUAAUCUACUUUCAGUAUUCUUGUUUCCCGCCUUUCUCUCUUUGUGUGUCUCAAUAUAGGAAGGAAUGCUAAGGGGCUGUCUUCAUGCAGGCAGUUGCCCCCAUGGUGGCCAAUUCAGAGGCAACCGUGUGCACAUAGCAAGGUUAAAUAUGUGACAUUUAUUAUCCCACCAAUACAACCACCUCCUUUUUGUGGUUUCAGUUGAUAGGGAGGCAGCGUUGAAAUGCAAGAAAGCUGGCUUGUGCCGUUGUCUGUCAGGCUGUGCACUUGCAAGAGCUGAUGUAAUUUAGUGACCACAUAAUGUGAGCUCCCAGCUCAAAUGCUAUGAACUCGCUAAGCAACUUGCUCUCUUUCAGCCCCUCCCAGUGAAAUGGAAAGUUAAACUUCCAGUUUAUGAUAAACUGCUUCCCCCCCUUUGCGAAGCUCAGGGUGCAACAUAAAUUAACCUGUCAAAAAUACUUUCUCCUUUUCAGGAGAAACUUGGAAUACUGAUUUGUUGAGCUUACCAUGUAGAAAAAAAGGAGUUACAGUGACCCAUUUUUUUUGUCAGUCAUGUCCUGUUUUAUAAUUUAAGUUGUACAAUUUUGUAACAUACCACCAUUUAGAGAAAUAGAGUAUUACAAAACUGGGCCAGAUUUAUUACUGCCCCAUAUAACAGUGAGUGCCUCAGCUUUAAGUGCUUCAAUACAGAUGGCAGAACCUAAAAUGGUUCUGUAUUCCUUUUCUUUUUGUAUAUUUUUUAUAGGCAAUGGACAAAAUUCAUAAAACUAAGGUCAUUUCUCAUUAAAAGAAAAAAGAGUUGCUGCUUGCUAUAAUGCAAAGCAUAUGUAACUUUGACGAAUUUGUAAGGAGUCCACACCGAGAUUCCGGAUUUGCGGUUUGGAAAAUGUUUCUCCCCUCUUCUCCCAUCCCCUAUAAUAGUGUAAAUAAUGGCGCUAAAAAGGUUUCCUAGUCAAUGGCUGACCUUUGCGGUAAACAUCAUUUCCCAUCCAAACAAUGAAAUAUGGAGUGAUUGAGCUUUAGUUUGACAGCAGGGAUAGGAAAAACCAUUUGCGCUGCUAGAGAGAUGCGCACUCCUCUUAGUCCUCUUUGGUAAAGAUCCAAAUAGAAAAGAUGCCUCAGGGACAAAACAGAUAACAAGAACAGUCGCAGACAAAUAGCUUGCGCGGGCCACAGUUCUCUCUGGCAUGCAAACUCCAUGGAGAUGGUCCAGUUUGUGCCAUAUGCAUAUUCAUACCUGAGAGAGUUCAUUUUACCUGCGACUGCAGUUGCAUCAAUUUCAGCUUAGCUUGAUUUAGCAUGCAGCACAGAGCUGUUCCCUGACAGCCCUCCAGAUGUCCUUCGUCAGAAAACACUGCUCAGAUUUUGCUGUUUACUGGCACACUUAAUCUGUGAAUGUUUAUAGUCUUCAUGGUUAUCCAAACAGAGCAGGGUAGCGGGUGGAGGGAAGAGGGCUGGAGAAUGAUGCAGCUUUGAUGAAUUGUUUGUGAAUUGGAACAGAUGUCAAGCCAAGCAAACUGCAUUUUGGUGAAUCCAGAUUUUUUUAACUUUAAUCAGACCAGUCCUACAAACUUUGCAAGUUCACCCCUGGCAUUCUAUUAGAUCGUGGGUGGGCAAGGUGGCUCAUCUUUCAACAGCCAUCCCUGAAUCUGAAGCAGGCAAGGCAGUUACCCCAGGUUUCUACCCAUUUUUAUGAAACGGAAAGAGCACACUGGACACAAUCUGCACAGCCACUAGGCUAGGGCAACAGUAAAAAGAAAAGGGUGGCGGUGGUUAGAAUAGUAGUCUUGGUGGCAGAUUGGUGCAUUAUUCUGCAUAAAUUUCCUAGGUUGUUGUUGUUGUUUUCCAAAAUACAGGCAUUUUGUUAGACAGUCUUUUAAAAAUGGUUUUUCUGGGUAGUUGUUUUUUUAAAAAAAUUGUUUUAAACCAUUUAUUUAUUUAAAUAACCCUGUAACCCAUGGUACGUCAUUUUCACAAUACAAAUGUAGCGGGAGAGCAAUCUUGGUUCAUUUCAUGAGUAGAAAAACAAUGCCUCUUAUUUAUCCCAGCAGGAUCAGUCCACAGAGUCCUAUUGGUGGAUGGUGGAAUCCCACAACCACCUUGUCCAUUGAAUAAAAGUAUACCAUUGAGCUGCAAAAUCGUCCUCAUAUUGAGCCAUUCUCAAAGCUCGGGCUUGUUUAGUUAGUAUUUCUGCCAAAAUGCUUUGCCAGAUGUAAUAAUACUCCCCCCGCCACCUACAAAAACCAAGCCUGCAAAAUGGUUGUGGCAUUUGUUGAAGGAGCUAGAUGAGCACUUCAGCGCCCAACUGGUACAGCAAGGAAAUGUUUAGCUGCAAAAUUAUAUUUCUGUUACUCAACAGUAAAAAACCUAAUUUUUAAAAGGUACAUAAUAUGAAUUGGGUAGUGAGAAGAAGAAACUAGUUGGUGUUUUUGGCUGUUCAAUGAAAAAUGGAAAGGUGGCACUCACCAAGAAGCACAAAAAACAGGGGAAUUAGGAUUAUUGAUGGUUAAAAUAUGAAACAGAACUUCUGAACGUUAAAAAUCCUUAUGUAAAAGUACAUGUGCUGUGGGAGCCAUGAAGUCAUGGCAAAGGCUUGUAGCGCCACCUGGUGCCUCGCUGACCUCAGUGACCUGCAUGUCCGUGCCUUGCAGUGUAUUAAGUGCAUAACCUUAUAUGGCGAUGGGCGGGUUUAAGCCAUGACCGGAUGUAGGUAACGUGAGACAUUGGCAAACGGCCAUGCAACAGGAGAGAACAAAGGAUAAUAAAAGAGACCGGUGAGGAGAGAAGUUCGAAAGGAGCUGCUCAUACCAUCCUGAAAAUAUUGCUGGCUCUCUGUGUCUUUAUUUUAUGCUAAACUGUGCCAUUUGUGACGGCUGGCUUCCGUCAAUGUGCAAAUUGGGUUUUUUUUUAAAAAAAGUUGAUAAAUUUGUGGCUGUUCAAGUGUUUAAAGCAGGAGUCAGCAAACUUUUUCAGCAGGGGGACGGUCCACUGUCCAUCAGACCUUGUGGAGUUGUGGACUAUAUUUGGGGGGGGCGGGGAGUGAACGAAUUCCUAUGCCCCACAAAUAACCCAGAGAUGCAUUUUAAAUAAAAGGACACAUUCUACUCAUGUAAAAACACCCUGAUUCCCGGAAUCUCUGCAGACCGGAUUUAGAAGGUGAUUGGGCUGGAUUCGGCCCCUGGGCCUUAGUUUGCCUAUGCAUGGCUUUAAAGUUUAGUAAACCUGUUAUCUUUUCUCCAUUGAUCAGCAUCCCCCUCUCAAAGCUUGCAUUGGCUGUCACUAACCACUAUGCCUGACACUAAUGCAGUCAAAUUUCAAAUAACAACCAUAACCAUAGCAGAACACUCUUGCGGGGAUGGAAUCAUAUUUUCCUAACAUGCAAACUGGGUUUUCCUGGGGGAAAGCUAUUUCCUUGUGAUAGAAGUGCUUUGUUAAAAAAAGAAAAAAGAAUUGUGCAGCAACUACAUAAUAUUUUUGUUCCCCCCCAUCCUCCAUAGAGACCCUUACACUCAGGGUUAGUGUUUCGCUGUUGAAUACCAAUUUCUGAACUUCAAAAUUCCCAUGCCUGAAUUAGUGUCAUUUUGCAGGCGGUGGAGUGGGGACGAAUAAUACGUCGCAGACCGUAAUGAGCGGUUACGAAUCCAUUUGGAUGAUUCUUACUUUUAGGACAGAAAAGUUGAAUUUAAAGUAGGCUAAAUGAAACGUGUUUUUCCCAUGCAUGUGUUUGUUGGUAAUCAAGAAGAAGGGAAAACUUCCAAGGGCAAUUAGGAAUACAGUAUCCUGGAGACAGAUGUGCAUUGUAUUGUCUUAAGAGGAGCCAUCUCCUUACAGUAAUAAGUGCCAGGACAGAGCUUUAUCGCAUUUGAGCAAGGGCAGAGAAACAGCAGGAACUCUGAAACAAAUGACCUUCUGCAGCUGACAUCAAAAGCAGCAAGCUAAUCCAAUAUAGAGCACAAAUGCUUAUUGGAAGGCAUUUCUCUGGCUCCUCUCCCAUUUGCCAAAACUGAUUAUAUCCCACCCUGAACCCAUUUGUUCCAUCAUGUAGAUUGAACGGUGUGUUCAGAGUGGUAAAUAGAACAGAGACAGUUAAAGGGGGUUAUACUGAAUAUACGCUUUUUAAAAAAAUGCUGCCUUGGACCUCCAUAUUGGAGGAAGAAUGUAAGUUAGACAUUCUGCUAAUGAAAGGAAUACAGGCUUUAUAUUUAAAAUAUACAAGGUGUCAGGUCCAUAAUUUCCCGUUUCCAGUCACUAAUUUCAUAGAAUCAUAGAAUUGUAGAGCUGGAAGGGACCACGAGGGUCAUCUAGUCCAGCCCCCUUCAAUGCAAGAAUCUUUUGCACAAUGUGGGACUCAAACCCAUGACUCUGAGAUUAAAAGUCUCAUGUUGUACCAACUAUGCUAUCAGUUUGAUGUUAAUUACCAACACAUUGUUGCAAUGUGAGUGGAUGGUAUUCAAACGGGGGUGGGGUGGGAUAUUAAACACAAAAGUUCCUCCCUCCUCUGCCCAAGAUCAGGAAUUGAUGUUGGUUCAAUGCAUUCUCUCCUCAUUCAGGUUCCCUUCGUAACAUACAGAAGUGUUUCCCAGAGUUUUUGAAAGUAACCCAGGAUAUCAAAUGACUUUUCUCUAGUGGUUUCAAUAUUCAGAAGGACAUAUGAGAAAACAUGUGUAGCCAAGGACCAUUCUUGAUCUCGUGGCACAGGAUUAAAGAAUUCAGUUUUCUGACAUCCUUCAAGCCUUUGUUGCAAUUCCUGAAAGAAGUUUUGAACAGUACAUUCUAAAAAUUAGAACGCUUUCAAGACUUUGUGCCAAUACUGCUGCUUCUUUUUUGUAACAUCUGAGCAAAUAUACCCAAUAAAAACAGUCAUGUUGGAGCAUUGGUAUUGCACAUGUGCUAUACUACACGCACACACGCACGCACACACACACACACACUUCAUAAAAUUUUGUGAGACCUGACAAUAAGCUUUCAAGUUAUAUUGAAAAGAAGUGCUUUAAUCCCUGCUUCAGUAGUUCCUUAUUUACUUCCUGCGCUACUGAAUUCGGUGUUUCAUUUUUCACUAUAGAUAACUUUAUUUUAGAUUUUCUCGACAGUCAGAGCAGAUUCAGGCCAUGCUCAGAUGCAACAACAAAACAGGGUUUGUUUUGAGCCUUAAGGCUACAUGCUUCCUUCCCUACCCCUAAAAUAAUUAAAGUACAGACGUACCUUAGAAGUUGAACGGAAUCCGUUCCGGAAGUCCAUUCAACUUCCAAAACGGUCAACUUCCAAGGCCUGGCUUCCAAUUGGCUGCAGGAUGCUCCUGCAGCCAAUCGGAAGCUGCGCCGGACGUGUGGCUUCUGAAAAUCGUUUGAAAACUGGCACAAUCACUUCCGGUUUUCUAUCGUUCAGGAGCCAAAAUGUUCAAGACGUACAGGCGUCUGGCUUCUAAGUUUACACUGUAUUCAUUUCUGCCAAUGAGCUGCAUCAGCACUCAGCAAAUGGGUGGUUUGCUCAAAUUUGUUAACAAAGCAAUUUGUAAAGCUGCUUGUUUGAUAUGUGUUUGGCUACUACCGUUCCUCACCCUUUUACCAUGCUUCCCCCUUGAAGAAAUUAUUGAAGUUUCUCCUAUAUGGCGCAGCUGGAACCUUAAAAUUGGCCACAGAACCAGGCCCAGGAAUCAGUAAAGUGGGAGAGCAGUGGUACCUAUUAUAGUGGUGUUGGCAGCCAUUUUGUUAAUUAUAAUUUAUUUUUGUUUCUCCAGAGUUCAGGACUCUGUUUCCUCAGCUUACAGGGGUGCUGACUCUGGCCUUCUUUAUUCAUAAUUGUGUAAUUACACUGCUUAAGAACAACAAGAACCAGGAAAGCAAUGUAAGUACAGCACGAGGGAUUUGUAUCUACAUAUAAUGAACCGCUCUUGUCUGAGCUGCUUUUGCAUACUAGAUGUGAUGUGCACAGAUAUAAAAGAACUCGCAUUCUUGGUCCUUUCCCCAAGAUUCUGCCCUGCUCCUUUAUGCUGCAUCGCUUGUGCGUAUCUUAACCGUUGGCUGGGUGAAUUGGUGGGGAGGUACAUGCAGGAACAACCUGUGCAUACAGCAAUUGGCUACUGUUGGGGUUAGAUCCACAUCUGAAUCCUGAAGUUGAGCCAUAAGACAGGGAGUAGCAGCAUGCAUAUUAUUUAGGUGAACGGAAUGCCUCAAAAGAAUUUGAAACGUAGAUGGAACGUGUUUUCUUUUCGCAUGUUCUCUCAAAUAGACAAAAUGGCAGCCCCCAAACUAAAAUGCAUGAACUAAAAUGGGUUGCAAACCUUUGCCAGGGUUUAACAUGGGUGGCCAACUUAUUUUGCUCUGAGAGCUUCUCUUAAUUUGUUCAUUUGCAUGAAACAAAGACAUCCUGCAUAUCCUUUUCCUGGGCAUGCUAGAUAACUAAUCUCCCCUAAUGCGUGUGCAGUCUUCUCAUUCUGAAAUUAUCAUCCUCAAGUCUGGGAAAGUUAGUAUCACUUCUAAAGAUAAGCUGAUAUAAACAGCCAAAGAGUUGAAAAAAGCAUUAGGAAAUGGGGCUUUACUGCGCUGGCCUUUUCCAUACUUAAAGCGUAUUUGUCAUUACGACUCUAAGCUAGCUUGAAGUUGUUAUGAAGGCAGCAAAAGAUAUUAGCUGAGAUAACUGUGGAGCAUUUACUGAUCAGGCAGGGUUCUUUUUUGCCCGUGAUGAAGUAUGUUUGGUUUUUAUUAUUUAUAUUCUGAGCCAGCACCUGUUCUGAUAAGUUAAUUAUGACUCUGGUUCCAUUUGUUUUUGGUAAUGCCCAAUUCACUUCCCCACAAAAAUUAGCAUGUUGGGGAAAUGGCUAGGUUUCUUCUCCUGGACAUCUUUGUGUAAGAAUUAUAUUUUUUUAGUUGUAUGAAGAAGUACUCAAUUGCAUGAGUCCCCACCUGAAGUCUUAAGUGGUAAAGUCGUAUCACUUAUUCUAUUGUUUGCAAGAACUAGGCUGUUAGAUGCUUCAGGUGUGUCCAUCCCACACCCCACACCCCUGGUAACAUGUUUAAACCAUGUCUUUGACACAGAUAAAAUCUCUACCAUGUUAUCCAAGGUCUCAUAUGGAGGGUUUAUUUAGCAAACUGAGCCAUAAGAUAGCCCUUCUUCAUCAUCCUUCUCUGUGUGGGGUGAGUGGGGAAAGAUUCAUCAAUAUAACAACCAGAAGAGUAUCCCGUUAAUAUGCUGCAGGUUUGAUAAGUUCUAUUGUGAAAAUCAUAGUUGUGCUCUGAGGUUGCACUUUUAUACAGUUUCGUACAAGAGGAUUUUAUAACAAUGAUUUUGCUCUGUGCCAGUUUCUAUGACAUCAUAAUGCCUCUUGAGGACUGGAACUGGAAAAAUCAUUGAACUGAGCAACAAAAAUAAGCAGGAGUAUAGAAUGCCUUCCAUACGUGGAGAAGCAAAAAACCACUGGGGUCCUUGAACUUAGAAAACAAAUGACUAAGAAGGGAUUUGAUAGAAGCAUAUAAACCCACAAAUGGGUUGAAAUGGAUAAAUAGGGAAUGAAAUAGUUUGGGUUUUUUACUUUGCUUUGCUUCAUGCUAGAAUUAAAAAGCACCAAAUACGCUUCAGGUUACAUACGCUUCAGGUUACAGACUCCGCUAACCCAGAAAUAGUACCGCGGGUUAAGAACUUUGCUUCAGGAUGAGAACAGAAAUCGUGCAGCAGCGGCGCAGCAGGCCCCAUUAGCUAAAGUGGUGCUUCAGGUUAAGAACAGUUUCAGGUUAAGAAGGGACCUCCGGAACGAAUUAAGUACUUAACCCGAGGUACCACUGUAUAUGCCGCCAGUUCCAACUUCUCCAUCCUUUGACCACACUGGCUCUUCUAACACUUUCAUAAACUACUACUAACAAUCAAAUGACACAGUUCUUAAUCUGUGACACGGUUCCAAUUAAGCUAGUGUGGGACAAUGGUGAGAGUUUUGGAAUAAGACUAGUGAGACCCAGGUUCAGAUCCAGCAAUGAAGAUUACUGGGUGACCUUGAUGAAGCGUUCUAGGUGACUUGGUGUAAUCCGCUUCAAAGGGUUGUUUUGAAGAUUAAAUUAGAUAGGAGCAUGCCAUAUAUUCUGGCUUCUCCUGCCCUUCCCUCCAUGGAAUUCAUAAAUGUAAUAAACAAGCAGGCAGGCCCAAGCCUGCUUUUUCUGUCUGUUCCUUAUAUUCUUUCAUACUCUUUAGUGAUUUGGGCCAAAUCCUGGAAGUCAUUGGUUUACAUCUAGUCUGUGAAGCUCUCCCGGUCAGAGUUUCCGACCGUGUCCACCUCUGAGGAAAACCUGUGUGGCUCAUGCCAAUUUCCCUCAGUUGUACUUGUCAAGGGGAUUACAAACAUUGACUCACAGACCUUUUACCAGCUACUUAUUUCUCCUCCUCCUCCUUCCUUGAUAAUAUAUUCUCCAUCUUAUAUCAAGACAAUACCUUCACGCUCCCUCUUCCUGCCAGGCCCAAGAGCCCUGUUUGUGGGUAAGGCAUCUGGAGAAUGUGUUCCAUAACCACUGCAGGGAUUAAGUGGGAAUCCUGCGUUUUAAGGCUGCCUAUGUAUUCUUCACAUUUUUAUUCUCUUUCCCCUUCCCUUUCUUCCCUUGAUUCCAUCUCCCAAGGAAUGCUUACACAAUGUAUUGGGCCAAAGCCAGCGUUUUAUGAUGUGUUUGUACAGUUCUUUGCAUGGUGGGCUGCUGAUCUGUGUCUGGCGUUCUAGACGGUGACACAAUACAUUGUAAUAACAACAGUCAAGGUCUGGUCACUCGGCAGGUUCACUCCUGUAUCCUCCAUCAGCCUUGUAAUUUUAAACAGUUGCCUGUGGCGAAGUGCAACGGCCUCCAGGCAAUGAAGCACAGGCGCUUUUGCUUUCUCCACCCUGCCACACUUUUCCCACCUGCAUUUCUUUCUUGUUCUCCCACUGUUCAGCUGGAAAUGCAAUGCUUGGGUGGCUUCAAGAGAGGUUUGGACAAAUUCAUGGAGGAUAAGGGCGAUCAAUGGCUGCUAGCCUGAACGGUGAUGCUUGAUCAGAGGCAGUACAGUGGUACCUCUGGUUACGAACUUAAUUUGUUCCUGAGGUCUGUUCUUAACCUGAAACCAUUCUUAACCUAAGGUACCACUUUAGCUAAUGGGGCUCCCCCUGCUGCCACACGAUUUCUGUUCUCCUCCUAGGGCAAAGUUCUUAACCUGAGGUGCUACGUCCGGGUUAGCGGAGUCUGUAACCCGAAGUGUUCAUAACCCGAGGUGUUUGUAAUUCUUCUGAAUACCAGCUGCUGGAAACCAAAGAAGGGAAGAGUUCUCUUGCACUCAGAUCUCGCUUUUGAGGGUUUCGCAUAGGCAGCUAAGUGGUCACUGUAAGAACAGGAUGCUGGACUAAAUAGGUCAUUGGCCUGAUCUUGUUAUGUUCUUAAUGUCAAGAGAGGAAAAGAAUGCUCUGGGAUUAGAUAUGUGCAGAUUUUAUAUUUUUUAAAAAUCAAUUUCAGUUUGUAAUAUAUAUAUUUUAUUACUGUUGAUCUUAUUCAUACUUUUUUAAAACAAAAAACUUAUUUUAGCCUUGACCUUUAUUAACUAUUUAAUGGGUGUUUUAAAUGUUUUGUAAAUUCUGGUAAAACAAAUGCUUUAUGACCCAUCCUGUUCUUCUGAUGGUAAAUUGUUUUUUAGCUAAUUUUAAUAUUGUAUUUUUGUAUUGUUUUGACCAGCCGUAGGACCAUAUAGUGAAGGGUGGAUAAGAAAUCCAAUGAAUAGUAGGAAUAAUAUUUAGUAGAGCUGGUGGUAGGCAAUCAUACCUCUGAAAAUAUAUUCACCAAGCAGGAAAUGUACUGUGAUUGUCUUGUCAAGAAUGCAGGCCCAUAGCUUCAGCUCUGCGUUCAGAAGGACUGAGGUGUCUCUAGUUAAAGGAACUUGGGUAUCAGGACUCAGAAUGACCCAGGAUCAAUUACUGAACGAACACUAUCAGGCUAAAUGGACUUGGUCUAAGCCUGCUUCACUUACGUCCAUAAACAUGCUUACAUAGUCAGGGCUGCUAACUGAAAACAUGUCUGAGGGUGAACUUCGACAGAAUUUGACAGCUUUCACCAGACACUAACAGACCCUGCUAUCUUGUUUGAUCUUUUGUUUAGUUUCUACCCCUCACCAUUGCAGAGGUAUGUUUAAAAACACGUAGGUGAUGUUUAAAAAGGCAUUUCUGUUUGGGGUUUGGGGGAUGUAUGUCUUCUGUGGCUGUAUAUGUUUGUUCCUUGCUCACAGCCACUAAUCAGUUUUUCCUAACUGUAUACUCCUCUUCCCCAUUACUGAUCUGCGUCUUCUCUUGCUACUACCCUGCUCAUUGCUACAAUAACAAAAUCCACAAUAAAUGAAGCAUUGAAUACAGUUGGACAGAACUUCCAAUUAAACAUGCAUGGGAUUGUGGCCUCUGAAUGUAUCCAUCUCUAGCAAAUGUAAAAUAAGCACAUUUGCUGCUGUGAGGGUAGUUUUUUUAAAAAAAUGAUUAAAAUGCACUAUUUGACUCCAUCCAAAGAGGUUUUUGUGGCAAGAUCUGUUUGUGUGGUGGGUGCUUUUAACUUAUUUUGUUUUGUUUCCUGCACAGCAAGUCUCUUGUGCUCCUUGUACAACUGGGGAGCUUUCUCUGUGUGCGUUUUAGUGUUAGAAGCAGCUUCCAAUAGGUUUAAUAUAAAAGUACAGACUUUUUUUUUUUUUACUUUCAAUACAACUCCUCCCAUCAUGAUUUAAUUAUUCUGUUAACAUUUACCAUUUCUUGUGGAGCUGUGUUCCUAUUCUACAUAUUACUGGAAAAUGUUCUUUUCUCAAAGUACCGUCAUUGCAUUGUAUCCUCAUAAUACUUAAAAUUAAGAUGGAAAACAAUAAGUUCUGGUCUCAUUUACCCGAAUGGAAAUGGGGAUAUUCAAAUCAUAUGCUUUCAUUAACUUUGGUGGUGGUAGGGAUAGUUAAUUUGAGAAAGGAGCUUCAUAUGACUAAAGUUCUGCCAAAUUACGCAGUUUUGUUAUGGCUGAUUUCCCCCCCUGCUUGUUUUUUUUUUUUAACUGCAGGUCAGAGAUCUUUCCAUUGCCUAUUUUCUGGUGGGUUUAACUUAUCUCUAUGUUGGGAUAUUAAUCUUUGCUGCUUUUCCAUCUCCACCAUUAUCUAAAGAAUGCAUAGAACAGGUAAGGAGGAACUUUAUUGUAUACUGACAGUGUUGUAAGCUGCAUAGAAUGGAUAUUGCUGCUUUCCUUGUUCUUUUUAGUUCCCUCUCUUUUCAAUUGAGAGGGACGCGGGUGGCGCUGUGGGUAAAACCUCAGUGCCUAGGACUUGCCGAUCGUAUGGUCGGCGGUUCGAAUCCCCGCGGAGGGGUAAGCUCCCGUCUUUCGGUCCCAGCUCCUGCCCACCUAGCAGUUCAAGUGCAAGUAGAUAAAUAGGGACCGCUUUAUAGUGGGAAGGUAAACGGCGUUUCUGUGUGCUGCGCUGGUGCUGGCUCGCCAGCUGCAGCUUCGUCACGCUGGCCACGUGACCCGGAAGUGUCUCCGGACAGCGCUGGCCCCCGGCCUCUUAAGUGAGAUGGGCGCACAACCCUAGAGUCGGACACGACUGGCCCAUACGGGCAGGGGUACCUUUACCUUUACUUUUUCAAUUGAUUCCGAUCUCCUUAGCAUAAACACUGCACACAUUUGAUGGCACUAAGCCAGAACUGUGGACAAGGGCACACAUAAAGCAACACUGGGUUUGUCUAGCUAAGGCUGCACUGAUAUGGUGGGAAAACACGUUAGUGCGGAAACAACACUGGGUUAGUUUCUUUAACUGUGAACGGAUUCUGGUGAUUACAUCUUGGCUUAAGAAGCUGAUAUAUGAACAAGCCUUUUCCUGGCGUGCCGUUACUUACCAGCUUCAGAGAAGCCACAAUCUUUUUUUAGUUAUUUUUUCUUUGGUUUUUAAACAACAAAAACAAACUUCAGAACAGACAUUCAAUAUUUUACUCUGAUUAGCCUGCCAAAAAUCCAGAUUAUAGCCCACAUUCUAGGCAAACCAGGAACUUAAACCACAGUCUGAAGUUUGUUUAAGUUCCCAGUUCAGAUGAAAUGGGACAGCAUGGCACAUUAAGACCUUUGGUUUAAUUGUGGCUCAUGGGAGGGGGAGGCAAGCAUGGGCAAAAUAUUCAUUACAUAUCUCUGCCUGUUCAGGUGAGAUACGAUUGUCCAAACUGGCUCACUGUCUAAAGUGAGACAACAGUUCCUAGCAGUAGGUCGAGUUUUAUAUGGGCACCUGCAGCUGCAAAUCCAGGAACAAAUCAAAUUCGUAGGUACCACAAGGGUUGUCUAGUCCAACCACCUGCAAUGCAGGAAUCCAAAAGAAUACUGUAUCUGAAACUGAAAAAAGUCAACAGAGGAAAUAUUAAGGGGAAGUUCAAAAUAGGAGGACUAUUGCUAGUCACUAUGUGAUUUGCCUCAGCCAAGAAAAUCCCUCCUCCUUCCUCUAAAUCAACUGUAAGACCUGAAGUCUGCAGCCUGCAGAAAACAAAGAGACCAAAAUUCACAUGCAUGGAGUUAGCAUAAUCUAGCCAGACAUUGUUGGACUCCAGCUCCCUUUAGCCCCAGCCAGCAUGGCCAGUGGCCAAGGAUGAUGGUACUUGUAGUCCAAAAUGUUUGAAUGGCAAACUGAUCUAGGGUUGCGGAAGACUGGUCUAGCCAUAUCCAUAGGUAUGGCUUCAAACAAAUAUCUGAGGUGGUCAAGAAUGGUUGGUUUGCUUUGGCAUGGCUGCUGUUGUGUAAGCAAGACCAUAACUUUCUGGCUUGUACUACAUUUACAAGAAAUUUCAAAGCAGGCAAUAGAUAAGGAUCUUGCCUCUUGUUUUGAGUUAGAACAGCCUAUUCUCACUAAUACUCGCGGUGCCAAACAAAUGGUCCCCAAAAUAGCUAUUUAUUUGAAUUCCCCUGCCAUCUAGAAAAAAAAUAAAGCGGCAAUUUUCACUUUGUUUUUAUUCAUAUGAAGUUGCGAUGCAUGUAUAGAGAAGAUGCAAGAAGAUACAUUGGAAUGGUUUUGUCAAUGUAUAUAUGCUGUUUCUAAUUCGAUCCUGAUUUGUGUAUUGGGAGCUAAAAUGGCAACACCACUACAUAUCUAAGUGCACUACAUAUGCCUCUUUAGCAGUUUAGUCAUGCCAGCCACAUGACCCAGAAAACUGGACAGAUGCCAGCUCCUUCGGCCUGAAAAGCAAGAUGAGUGCCGCACCCCAUAGUUGGCUUUGACUGGACUUAACCAUCCAGGGGUCCUUUACUUUUUUUAAAAAAAGUACAUAUGUACUGCUAGCAUAGCGUAUGAUACACCACUAGGACAUCUAUGGGCCUCGGAGUAUAAGAAUUUGCCCCAGGUAGUAACUGGAUAUUAUGACCUCCUUAUAUAUGGGCUCUAUAUUCACUUUUUAAAUUCAGGGAACUAAACUACUGUGACUAAUUGGGUUAUGUUUGGGGUGUAUGUGUAUGUGUAGGGACGCGGGUGGCACUGUGGGUUAAACCACAGAGCCUAGGGCUUGCCGAUCAGAAGGUCGCGGUUCGAAUCCCUGCGACGGGGUGAGCUCCCGUUGUUCGGUCCCAGCUCCUGCCCACCUAGCAGUUCAAAAGCACGUCAAAGUGCAAGUAGAUAAAUAGGUACCGCUCCGGCAGGAAGGUAAACGGCAUUUCCGUGCGCUGCUCUGGUCCGCCAGAAGCGGCUUAGUCAUUCUGGCCACUUGACCCGGAAGCUGUCUGCGGACAAACACCGGCUCCCUCGGCCUAUAGAGCGAGAUGAGCGCACAACCCCAGAGUCGUCCACGACUGGACCUAAUGGUCAGGGGUACCUUUACCUUUUUAUAUUCACUUUUUAAAUUCAGGGAACUAAACUACUGUGACUAAUUGGGUUAUGUUUGGGGUGUAUGUGAGUUCUGUUUGAGAGAGAGGGUUUUAGCUGGGGCAUAAGCAUCUCCAGUACAGGAAACCUAACAAAUAUGGAUGACGAUUGUAGCAUAGCCUGUACAAAUUGUAUACAUGAGAAUGACUGCUGUUGAUUUAGAAAAUCCUCAUGUGCAUAAUUGUGGAAGCAGAAGAAGGUACACACUAUAACUGUCAUUGUUGCUAUCUCAUUAGCCAUUUCUUCUGUCAGAAUUUUUUAGACAACUUCCCCAGUAAUGACAUCAUGUCAUUUCUGGCAAGAAUAUUCCUGCUGUUCCAGAUGGUGACUGUGUAUCCACUGCUUGGAUACUUGGCACGAGUUCAGCUAUUUGGACACCUCUUUGGAAAUGUUUACCCGAGGUAAAGACAGCUCUUUUUGCAUGCAUCUGCCUUCUGCCUGACCACGAUCACUGCCGUUCCUGGACACAUCGCUGCUUCUCACUUGCAUCCGUCCAGGCAGUCAUUUGGUAUUGAGUAAUAGUAGCUUCCCACUUGCAAUCCUUCUGCAGCCCAGGAUGCGAGUGGCGCUGUGGGUUAAACCACAGAGCCUAGGGCUUGCUGAUCAGAAGGUCAGUGGUUUGAAUCCCCGCAACGGGGUGAGCUUCCAUUGCUUGGUUGCUUGGUCCCUGCUCCUGCCAACCUAGCAGUUCGAAAGCAUGAAGUGCAAGUAGAUAAAUAGGUACCACUCUGGCGGGAAGGUAAACUCUGCUCUGGUUCGCCAGAAGCAGCUUAGUCAUGCUGGCCACAUGACCUGGAAGCUCCCUCGGCCAGUAAAGCGAGAUGAGCGCCGCAACCCCAGAGUCGUCCGCGACUGGACCUAACGCUCAGGGGUCCCUUUACCUUUACCUAAUAGUAGCUUCCUACUUGAAAUCCUUUUGCAGCCCAGGAGCUGCAUCAUGUUAUGCAGGAAUUGAAAAGAGGUAAUCCGGUACCUAUUUAACAUUAUCAAUGGCUGCUUUUGAGCCACCUUUCAGACACUUUAGGAGUGUCACGUGACUGGCAUCUAAACCUUCCUGGUACAAUAAGAUGCAGUUCCCUCUUUCAGAGACUGAAGCUGUUCAGUGUGGGACAGUCCUUGGUCCUACCCUACCCCGUCUGUCAAGUCUGCUUUAAAACGAUGCACGCAUCUUCAAACUUCAUUUGCUUGCCUUCAAUGUUAUGUCAUGCAAUGGACUCCGUAGUACAUUUUCCUAUCUUCAUCUUUGAACUCCAGCAUACUUCCUGCAGGACAGUCUGUCCUGAUUUUCAUAGUCUUUGCAAUUCAGAACCAACGUUUUCUUUUAAGUCCCAGAACUUGCAAAUGUGGAAACUGCUGUUUUAUAGCUCCUGGCAACAGAACUCCAGAAAAGAUGUAUAAAAACCAGAUAGCUACAAUUUUGGAGUGAAAAUGCAAUUUUUUAACUACCCCUAUUUGGCAAUAAGUUCAGAACCCAUCUUAGUUAUAUCUAAGGAAGAAUUAAGCAGUUUAUCCACUGCUCAGUAACACAUUACUGACAACUUAGUUUUGUUUAGAAACACAUUGUUCCUGGUCUGAUUCCUAAGUGGGGUCUGUCAACUGUCCAAAAGUUUCAGCUUUAUCGGAUGCCAAAUAUAUGCAUCUACUUCCUGAUGGGGAUGGGAUAACUGGAGUAUAUUACGCCCAUGUUUUGGCAUCUAUACAGGCAUUGUAAUGGUCUUCAGACUCAGCUUAGACUAAUGGGUAUGGAGGCUUUAAUGGCUUGGGGUCAGCUUUUCCUCCUCUACGUCCUAACCUAAAUGCUAAGGUCUACCUUACACUUAUAACCAGGCAUCCAAAAGGUACCCCAGUCCCCUACUGUAGCAUAAUAAGUAACUCAUAAUUAGCUAUCCUUACAUGGCACCCAAUAUCCGUUGCUCGAGGCAGUCACAGUCUAUGAUGUGGUGCUAUGGUUGGAGUGUAGGGGCAAUAUUUAUCUAAAUAGUUGUGCUACUGCAAGGAUUAGGGCUAGUGCAAUAGGAUGUCCCCCUCUCCCUCUGCGCUCACCCCACACCACCUCCCAAGAACCAGAGACUACCUUUGCAUUUUAAGAUGGGAACAGGGGAGGGAGUCUGAUUCUUUCUAAGUCUUAAUACAUUGCAAUAUUCCAAAAAAGUGAAAUUAACACCUUGGGAGGAAAGGUUUUUAAAGGAUAUGUUUCUCAUGUUCUGAAUUUGCAGAGACUUACGAAGCAACCUAGUAGAUUUUAUAUAUAAAGGUUUUUAUCUUUUAUUUAAAUAUCAAAACAUACCAUUUUUAAGCACAUGUCGUUCUAGGUUUCCUAGAAGUUUCUGAAUCAGUAUUUCAAACAAGUUCAUUGCUUUGCUUGCAUUCAGAGAUUGGUCUUGUUGAGAAUGUGAAAAUUCUUUCUAGUUAGAAAAAAAUACAUCUUUCCAGUUAAAGAAUUCAGAGGAGUACAAUAAACCUUCCCAUUUGUACCAUAAGAGAUCUAGUUUAAUGAACAUUGUUCCUAGUCAUGAACCUUGAAAAGCCAAACAUUUAUUUAAUCUAAGAAAAAAUGCUCAAGAUCUGCUUGUGUAGAUGCAUUUAGUGUAAUGCUUUCCACUCUUCCGAAGAUUCUUCCUCUGGUACUCAUUAGUCUGCUUGCUCAGCUCAAAUCAUUUCCUGGAUCGAAAGCACUGCUUUUCAUGUGGGAGUUCUGUUCUAGAGUCUUUGGGUUUGGAGUAGUUGCGGGGAUUGUUUUCAUGUUUUGCUUUUUUUAUAUUAAAAAAAAACCUGCGUUCAAAAAACAAAACAAAAAACCCACCACCGAACCCUUGGGGUGCUGCAUAUUCCACAAGCUACAUUGUUUUCAGAAGAAUUGCCAAAUCAUACAUACCCUAUUUGGGAAUGAGCUGGCAAGUCCAAGCAUUCAAGAGAACUUUUUAGGAUCUGGCACUCGGUGGCUUCAGUAGAUGUCAGGCUUGUUGCGGGUAGAAUUAAUUGCCUUUAGCAUAUGAGUCAUAGAAAUGGAAAGACUUUCACAAGCUUACUGAAGCGAGUAAAGAAUGUUGUUCUUGCAGCAACAACACACAAUGUAGAUGACUUGAUUUUCCUCUUCUCUUGCAGUUUCCUACACGUGCUGGUUUUGAAUAUAGCCAUGGUAGGAGUUGGAGUCGCGAUGGCUAUGUUUUACCCAAACAUAGGAGGAAUCAUAAGGUACUCCUGUAUUUUGCGUUUGGUCAUUAUGCCAUACAAAUGGCUUCCUGCAGGCAGGUACAGACUGUUGUUCAAAGUGCAGAUUGUAAGUUUGUAAUAGCAGCAGGCAAAGUCAGCAUUUGUUCAGGGAAGCCUAAGAAAACAAAGAAUCAUCAUGUCCUGUUGACAAAUGAGUAGAACGAGAAGGCAGAAUUUUUAAGUACUAGAGCAAACUGUACAAUUUCAGUCCAUUGGGGGAUAGGGGUGCCACUUUUAAUGCUCCCUAUCAUGAAAUAAAUAGUGCAUUAGAGAGUCAGGGAGGGAUGAAGCUUCUGUCCUUGCCAACUCCCUGUUGUGCUAAUUUUCUACUUGCAAGGAGCUUUCCACAUGCAGUAAUUUUCAAAAGCCUGAUUCGGCUGCCUGCAGUCGGACAUGGUACAGAGUCCAGGGGUCAGCAAACUUUCUCAGUCCACUGUCCCUCAGACCUUUUGGGGACUGAUUUUGAGAGGGGGAAAUGAACGAAUUCCUAUGCCCCACCAAUAAUCCAGAGAUUCUACUAAUGUAAAAACACCAGGCAGGCCCCACAAAUCACCCAGAGAUGCAUUUUAAAUAAAAGCACACAUUCUACUCAUGUAAAAACACGCUGCUUCCCGGACAGUCCACGGGCUGGAUUUAAAAGGCAAUUGGGCCGGAUCCGGCCCCUGGGCCUUAGUUUGCCUACCCAUGGUACAGAUCAUUCUGUCACUUCAGAACUCUAUUUUCUCAUUCCUCCCUAAUUCAGCUGCAUGCAUAGACGAAGCGUCACAUUGCAACUAUCACAUAGAAGAGAUUUACCGUGAAGCCCAUAAAGACAACCAUACUAGCUGGAGCCGGGCAACUCUUUUGCCCUGGUAUAGUUUGGUCAGCUGCAUCAUCCUCCCAGGUGGCCAGGUAGCUUUUGCCACACAUCUGCUUCAGCUGUAUAGUAAAGUAUAUGGUAGGAUGUGUGAUGAAAUGGUAAUCUGCAUGUAACUGGUACAACCCAUUGGCACACUAGCAUGAGUAGGUGAGGAGAGUCUCCCAAAAACUAGUACAAUAAGCCUGCAACAUAUGUGGGGAGUUGUGUUCUGGGGAUGGUGCCUAAACUGAAUGCACAAAAGUUACAUGCGCCCAUAUCGCGGGCUUUCUGUUCUUCGUAGCUUAUUUCCUUGGAUCUUGGCCAAGCCCUUACAGAAUCACUAUUGAAUAAAAUGGAGUUCGCACGAGUAGAGUUACAGUUCAAAACCAGCGGCGUUUUUCACAUUUUCCCAAUUGCAUAAGGCAGGGGUGGGGAAUUGCAGGCCUUGGAGCCGAAUGCAACCCUCUAGGCCAAUGGCGGAGCAAGCCGAUCAGGCGUCUGGGGCAGGGCCAGCCGGGACAGGACGCUCUGUGGGGCCUCUGAGGAGUCUGCCUGCCUCCUCCCACUCAACCACCCUACAGCUGAGGGGGAGGCAGCAGACUGACUGUUUGGGGCAGCACAGAGCCUGCGGGCGCCCAAGCCACCAUGUACUCCCAGAAGAGCCGCGUGGCUCGAGUGUGCUUCAGGCCCUGCGGUGAGUGCUGCCUGGCAUUUUGUCACCCCCCUCAGUGGUAACACCCGGGGCAUCCCACCCUCACCACACACCCCUUCCUCUGCUCCUGCUGUAGGCCUCUGUGCCUGCUCUCGGCCCUCCCCAUACCACACCCCUCACUGACCCUGCUCACCACUUCCUCCCUGAGUGUUUUUGCCUGGCUGGAAUGUGUCCCUUAACUCUGAUAAUGCCUCUUCCUAGUUGCAAUGGACUGUGUCAAAACUAGCCUACCGUACAAAGGUACAAUUUUACUUUUAUUGUCCCACCCAUUUUUGGCUCUGGCUUGGCCCACCACUGGCAUCUGGCCCUCAGAUGAUUUCACAGGGGUGAAUGUGGCCCUCUGUCUGAAAAAUGUUCCUCACCCCUGCUGCAAGGGAAGAGAGGGGCAGCUGAGAAGAGGAAACUGAAAGGAUUUUGCUGUAUUGUUCUGCUCAUAGCAGCCAUUUAAUAUUUAGACAUACUUCAACUGCUUCUCCUCUCAUUGUGGACUGAGAGCUGGGUUUUUUCCCCUACAAUAAAAUUUCUAAGGCAGAAAUCCUAUGCCCACUUACAUGGGAAUAAACCCCCGUAAACUGAGGGGAAUUUACUUCUGAACAGACAUCUAAAGGGUUGCACUGUAAAAGAUCAAACUUUGGGUUUUCCCCCCCUCCUCAGGUAUUCUGGAGCAGCUUGCGGCUUGGCCUUUGUAUUUGUGUAUCCAUCACUCAUCUACAUGAUCUCUUUGCAUCGGGAAAAUCGGCUGACGUGGUUGGCUAUAGUUGUCCAUAGUACGAUAAUCCUUCUGGGAGUGGCUAACUUAAUUGCACAGUUCCUAAUGUGAACAUAAAUCUUAAGGUCAGUUUCUUUUUCAAGAGAAGAUUCAAUAGGUUACCUUGAGCAACAGCAUUGUAAAAGCUGUGGACUGCCUAUCUGUGGGGGCCGAAUUCUUCCAAAGAAAAGCUGUACUUUAAAACAAAACGUCUCUUCAAGAAAUGGAUGGUAUACAUUGGAACACAUAGUACAGUGUGGCAAACUGAACAGCCCCAGUGAAUUUCUGAUGAAACAUCAAGUAGAAGUGCAAUUGGGAUUAAUUAAGCUUAAGUUCUUAGGUAAAUGCAUAUAUUUUUUUCAAAGGGAAAAAGGCACAUGAUAAACUUUAUAUAUAGAAACGGUUGGUUGACUUUUCUUGCAGCAUAAUAGAAUUAAGGGACUCUGCUGAUCUUAAAAAUUAUAUAUCAUAUUUCACACAGUGGUGACAUGAGUAUUAUAUGUCGAAACAAGUGGUUUGAAAUCCUUUGCAAGUGAAAUGUAGCACAGAUCAAAUUGAAGAACAUAACUUUUUAAAAAGCUGUAACUGUUGCCUUUUAGAAAAUGUAAUGUACAUGGUUCUUGAAAACGGACUGUUGCUGUACUAUACCUGGAUAUGCAUAAGAAUUCUUUUUUUGAUGUUUCAAGGCAAGCAGAAAUAUGUUUUACCUUUCCAACCUGGAAGGGAUUAUUUGUAAAACUCUCUAGUGUUUGUGAUUAGUACUUGAAGGCCGUUUCUAGGAAAGUUGACCUUUUUGAGCCAAAAUCUGGGAGGGGAUGGUAAGAUUAGCAUGCAUGCAUGCAUGCACAAAGAUUGGUCACAAUGCUCUUCCUACAUUUCCAGCCACAGUUCAGAGAACUAGUUUGACUUUUUAAAAACCUGUACAAUCCAAUAGUUACCAUACACUGAAUCAAGAGAUCUGCUGGCAGAAUGGCCACUGCACCCCCAGUUUGCUCAGCCCAGUAGGGGAGGAAGUAAAUACAGAAGAAGAAUCUAUAUGAAAACAAUUGAAAGUGGCAUACACAGUUGUACCAAUCCCAGAAGCCUAACUGCAGCCUACACCACCACUUGCAUGCUGCCUGUACUCAGAGGCUGCCAAAGAACCUGCAGCAAUCAGGGUGGAUGUCAUCAGCCUGCCUCCCAGCAUCACAGCACUCAACACCAGAAGGCACCUACUCCAGUAGCCCUAGUGACUCAUUGCCUAUGGCAUGGGCUUGGGAAGCAGGAGAUGGGAGUUUGAGCCUCAACAGGAGCUGACAUUCCCCUGUUCACCUCUUGCACACCUGGGGUGGGGGGGAGAACCAAAGCAAAUGUCAGGGGCAAAAGAGAGGGAGCUGUUGUGCAAGGAGCUGGGCACUCCGCUCACCCUUCUAAUAGUGGCUAAUGGCGAGGGAGCCCCACACAGCUGCUGCACAGUCCAGCUACUGGAUCCUCUGCCGAAGUGCCCCAAGAAGCUUAUGCACCUUGCCCUGCUGUCCAGGGCAGCAGAUGAUCAGCCCAGGGAGCUCACCCUUCUAAUAGUGGCUAAUGGCGAGGGAGCCCCACACAGCUGCUGCACAGUCCAGCUACUGGAGUCCUCUGCCGAAGUGCCCCAAGAAGCUUAUGCACCUUGCCCUGCUGUCCAGGGCAGCAGAUGAUCAGCCCAGGGAGCUCACAGAGAGGUGGGCAGGCUCCUAGGAGCCAGAGCAAAGAGACACAUUUUUUGCACCUCCUAGACCUGCACCCUCGGUGGGGGCCAAUCUAACCAACCCCUGCUUGGGGACAACCCUAUUCUAGGAAGGGGGGAAAGGCCUAGCCUACCGUAUCUCAACCAGUCACCAAGAGUGUUGCAUGAGCCAAUAGCCUGCUCCUAGAUGGGCCAACCAGCCUUUCUAGCCCACCCUCAGCAAGCCAUAUGACUAAUCCACUCUCAACACGUGGCUGAAUAGGAAAGCCAUGCCAGGUAACAUCCCAGCAGGACUCUUCCUCUUCAUACAAAGUUUGGGGAAUGAGAGAGUCUCUACCCCGAUAGCCCAUCGUUCCCUGCCCUCCCCAAGUCCCAGCCUGAGACCAGCUGAUGCCAGGGUGAAUUGCAUCCUAAAUAGGGUCUCUUCCCUCCUCUAUCUGUAUGAGGCUCUUCUAUAUUGACUAUUGAUAGACUGUGAGAGGGGAGGGGUAGUUGUGCCUGGCAACCAACCGGAAAGGACCUUGUACUUUUCUCUCUUCCUCUGCUGUGGGGCAGAAUGGCUGGCAGCCAACACACAACCUUCACUGCCAAGAAGAGAUGCUGAUGAAGGCCACUAACGACAUAUCGCUUUAGGAAGGGAUACAAAUUAAUGGAGAGAGAGGGGUUCUUUGUCAUGAUGACUACAUUCAACUUUCAGGUUAACUGCUGGAGGGUAGGAGCAGGAGAGAACUGUUGGGAGUCAUGUUCUGCUCAUGGGGCUCCAAGAGGCCCCUGAUGUGGCCAAAUUGGGGAACAGAAUGCUGAUGAUCUUUUGGUUCUGACCCAACGACUCUGUUUAUGAUUAUCUUACACUCUUAACAGCAGCAAGGUAUGCUCAAAGUAACAAGAGUUGGCUGCAGUUAUACUUCAUAUCUAGAUUCCUCUUUCACAAAAUCCAUUAUUUAAAGGACUCUGCUGGCGGAGGCCUUGUUAGUUUCAAUAGAGACUACACCAGUGUCAUGUUUUCAGGGUCCACAUGCCUGUCUUCGAGAGUAAAUGUCAAUGUGAUUAUUUUUUUUCAUAAGAUCCGGACUUUUUAAAGUGUGCUUAUGUUGGACACUUGUUGUGACAUGAUAGCAUUGAUGCACAUCCUGGAAAAGUUCCAAGAUUUCCUAGAUCAGGAAAUUCCCUAAAGUUGGGAAACUGCUUUUGUCACCACUCUAUCCUCUAUCUAUGCACUCUAUUUAAACGUAAUAGAACUCACAUAUACGUAGGUGGAAACUAGGGACAGAAGGUGUCUGAACAAGUGCCAGGGUUUUUUUUACUGGCACAAUCUGCUGCGCUGCGCACAGGAGGCAGUUGCUGCAACCUGGGACCUGAUUUUCCCCUAGUCCUCAAGGAGGCCUUCAAUUGAAGCAGGGAGCAAAUUAGCCAGUUUAUUGCAUAGCCUUGUAUGCACUAAUCCAGGAUUCUUAGGCAGUGCCAGCAGAUGGGGACAAACUCCCUAGUGCAGGCAUCCCCAAACUCUGCCCUCCCAGCUGUUUUGGGACUACAAUUCCCAUCAUCCCUGACCACUGGUCCUGUUAGCUAGGGGUGAUGGGAGCUGUCCCAAAACAGCUGGGGGGGGGCAAGUUUGGGAAUGCCUGCCCUAGUGCCACUGCCAUUUGGUUCCUUGGUUUGGCAUUGGUGUCUCUUCAAAGAAAUGACAUGAAACAAGAAUAUGAGAAACUGUAAAGAAACAGACAAUAAAAUAAACUGGUGCUAUUUUAAUGGUUUAAAAGUGUACUUUUAUCUUGCACGCAGAAUACAGUUUUGAUUUUUGUCAUGUAGAAUGGAAGAUGGAUAACUUGCGCACUGUUGUUACAUGUGCCAGCAAAAGAUAAGAAUACCUGGGUGGUCAUGUGUACUUUGCCAUUGUUGGAACACAUUUUACGCACGUGCGUUUUGAGAAGUUUGGUUUGCUAAGCUACAAAAAUUAAUAAUGAGGUUCUGUCUCUUGAGAACUGUACUGAAGUCUCAGCACAGCUGGGACAAACCAUAAUUAAAGGUUACCAGAUUUUGGAGGAUGCUCUUUCCAUUUAAGUUAAUGGCUGCUGAGUCGUUUUAGUGGGAGGGGGAAAUGCCCUCAAACUUUGCCUUUGUCUCCCACCCAAAGCUCUAAUAAUUACCCAAUUAUAAUUUCCUGAAAGGGGCAUUUAUUGCAAGUAAUUAAACAGCAACCUCUAGGUUAUAGAUGUAAGCAAGCUGAGCAAAAAAAGCACCAUUGAUGCUAUUCCAGCCAGUCCUUUUACUGCAGCUUCUUUGUGAUAGAGCUAAAUGCUUUGCAUCUUAAUUUGACUGGGAUAACCAAAUCAGUUGUACUUUGGGCUUAAGAAUAUGAUCUACUGCCUGUUUUGUUUAAGAGGUUCCAUCUGCUGCUAAAAUCAUGUGUCUUUUGUGCCCUUUUCUGAUUCUCUCAAUGACCAGUGUUUCCUCAAAAUUUGACUGACAAAUACAUGAAUGUGGGAGAAGGCGAUCUACUGUAUAUUUGGGGAAGUUGUUCGCUAUACAUCUGGAGACCUCUUAAGAUAAUUGUAACCAAGCGUGAAUGGCUCCUCCCAAGACUGAAGAGCAGGUUUUUGUCUGUUUGGUUAACGUUGGAUGCCACUUCAAAUCAAGAUGGCAAACUGAGUCCUUCAAAACUGCACUGCAUUUUGUUGGUUUCUUAAAAUUGCUGGUCAGUGUUGUACACAAUGCUGCUGGCUGACUAAAAACUGAAGCA
Molecule: messenger RNA, 46276 nt
Organism: Podarcis lilfordi (Lilford's wall lizard)
Lineage: Eukaryota; Metazoa; Chordata; Lepidosauria; Squamata; Lacertidae
Source: the annotation of a GenBank genome assembly